Molecule: messenger RNA, 49225 nt
Organism: Podarcis lilfordi (Lilford's wall lizard)
Lineage: Eukaryota; Metazoa; Chordata; Lepidosauria; Squamata; Lacertidae
Source: the annotation of a GenBank genome assembly
AGUGAAACCAAUGGUGUCUUCUUCCGAGUUGUCAUAUAUAGGAUCGCAGUGCCCGUCACUUACGUAGAAACGUAGGAUGCUGCCUUUUAUUAUUAUCAUUAUUCUAGAUUCAGGUAGGUAGCCGUGUUGGUCUGACGCAGUCGAAAUAAAUAAAAAAAAGUCCAGUAGCACCUUAGAGACCAACUAAGUUUGUUUUUGUUAUUGUUAUUAUUAUUAUUAUUAUUAAGUCAGACCAUUGGUCUCUCUUGCUCCCUGCCAUAUCCGGAGACGCCAGGGAUUGAACCCGAUGCCUUCUGCAUGCAAAACAAAUGCUUUGCCACCGAUCCACUACAAGGAAGAUGGUCCAGCAAAGAAAUAACACAAAAAAUAUAAAAUCAUUGAUAAUACUAACCUUUACUUGAACUUUUCUUAUUUUAACCCAUGUGCAACUGUACUCACUCCACGUGCCUAUUUUAGAGUUUUGUUUCCCACCUCUUGUUAUAAUUGCUCUGUUUUAUAUACACUAUAAGAUGAUUUUUUAAGCUUUCAACUUUCAUAAAGGCACCAGGUGAAAAAAACCCCAAAAUUAGGGCAAUUAGGAAGGUGUUCCUCUCCCCGCAGUUUCAUAUGGCGUGUUUUGUUUUAUUUGCGUAUUUUAUGUGCGUGCGUCCCUGUCUUUAAAAGAGCGGUAUUCAGGCUUGAGGGGCCGCCCUGAGGCCAGGUGAGGGGCGGCAGCGACAAGCGAGGGAAGGGGGCGGUUUCAGACAACAAUCGUGUCCCGUGUCGUCGUCGUCCCAAUACUCCCGCCUUCCAAAAAGGCCUAGGAAUUGCUUCCGCCGGUAGCAAGAAGUAGGACAGCGGGGAGGGGGAAGGUAAAGAGAGCCCCUUCCCCUUCAGCGGCCUCGCAGGCAAGGGAGGCUGAGCCGCAUUAUGCGCUGUAAAAGUUCCGACCUUCCAUAACUGAUAGUAAGAAUAAAUGGCAAUCAUAUAGUUAGGGGGACGGGACAGAAUGGCUUAUAUACUAAACGGGGUUCAGAGGUUGGAGUUGAAGUGGUGGCGACACGAUCCAGGUGUUAAAAUGCCGAAGGCUGGGCGGCACUCUGCCCAUGCCUAGAGGCGUUCUUCUUUAUUAAGAGGGCAUCGUUUGGCAGGUAAAGGAAAAAAGAGCCUCUUAAGAAGCAAUUCCGUCUUUAAUAAAAGAGGACGCCCAGAAAUGGAAGAGGAGGAAGAGCUGGGGGUGCAAAAUCAAAAAUUGAACAGUGGCUACCAAAAGUGGCUUUUAACAUCUGGUUAAGGGAGGGGGGGUUGAAGGCGUGCAAAAUCAAAACUCAACAAUGUUGGCGAGAAGGGUACCGCCCCGAAAAAAACCCCAGCCCAGCAACAACAACAACAGCCCACCUUUUACUGUUUUAAGAGUAAAGGGUCUUAUAGAAGCGUGCAAAAUAAAAGACUCCUGCGCUUUUAUUGUACUGGAUUAAGGGGGGAGAAAGGGAUCUCGUUGCAAAACCGAUCGAGCCCUGAAAACAGGGUGGGCGGAAACAUUUCCGAGAUCAAGAUAGUCCAGCUGCAAUUGCGAGAGGCCUCCCCCUCUUUCCCUUCCCCAAGUUUUGAAACGGAUCUCCCUGCUUUUUGCGCGCAGCGAUGGACCACCGAGGCGCUAUUCCGAAGAGAGGCGCCUAGCGAUGCUGGCUGGCCCCGGGCCGGCUAAAGCAGAGCACCAUCUCUUUGGUUCGCCUCCGCUCGGCCUCCGCUCACUCUCUCCCCGCCUCCCUCCCUUUCCCUCCAGGGAUGAUCCUCCUCCUAAGUCGGAAGGGCUGCUGAGGUCAGAGACAGACGCCAGCUGAGUUUGGGACGCAGCAGCGACGGCGGAGGCGUUUUUGCGCGGAAAGUGAAUGACGGCGCAAGUCGAGAGUUGACGCUCCUUUGGCAACAAGAGCACCCAAAAAGCCAGGCGGGGUACCUGGUGGGGGCUCCAUGAUGCGGGCCAGGGUUGCGCCGAGGUGGGUGCCGUUUCCUCCACGCACCCGGGACAGUCUCAGGUCUGCAAGAUGCGCCUGAUCUUGGACGAAGCGGCGACGGGAGCCGGGGUUUAAAGGGAUUUCCCGGAGCAAAGCAAAAGUCUUCUUGGGGAUGGCUGUGAAUCCGGAAGAUGACGACGUCCCCCUCAUCCUCACCUUGGAUGAGGGCAGAAGUCACGGUCCCGAUCCGGAGGGGCUACCCAGCGAAAGUAAGUUCAACUCCCUCCCUUCAUUUGUUUGUUGCAUCCCCUGCAACGAGGCUGGUGUCCUUUGGCAGUUACCUAAACACGCCAUACUUUUUAAAGCCCAUUUUCUCCACCAAAGGAUUCUGGGAACUGUGGUUUCUCCACAUUCAGAGCUACAUUUCCCAGCGCCCUUGACAAACUACAGUUCCCAGGAAUCUUUGGUGGCCACGGCGAAACAUAACUUUAAAAGUAUGGUGCGUACCCAGCUUAGCGGUAGGGCAGAUAUGUAUGACAAGUUGUUACUUUUUAAACGAAGCUUUACAUCAAGAUUUUGCUGAGAUCUCAGGAUGCAAGGGCAACCGGAAACAAUUUGAGCAAGGGCAAAUCAAAAUUAAAAACAUGCAGAACCACGCUAAUGAUGAGCAGAAUUGAUGUUUCCUUACCAGUUAAAAGCCUGGGCAGGGCAGGGGGAAGAGGGGAAUUAUUGGCCCCUUUGCUCAAGUGUAACAGACUAGAUGCCAGGUAAGCAGUUCUGCGGAGCGUGUUCCAAAUUCAAGGCACUGCUGCAAGAAAGGCCGUUUCCCCAAUGGUGUACAUCUUGAUGGGGGCAUCCAAAGGCUUGGGGAAAGAUCUGCAGCUCCAUGGUAGAACAUCUGCUUACUCCAUGGAGGCUGGUCCUUUAAGGCGAAUGGGACACAGCCCCACCAGCCUCAGUUUGCCUUCAGCCAGCCCUCGCCUUCCUGCCCUCUUACAACCAGUCAAGGGGGUGGUUUGCCUGCCAUUAGUUGCUCUCGCUCCACUCAUUGUUGGUCUCUCUCGGCCUUCUACCUUUCUAGCCUCCACUGUCUGUUUUGCAUUCAGAAUUCUGGUCCCAGCUUCAAUCCCUGGUGUCUCUGGGUAGGGAUGGGAAGGGGACCCCAGUCAAAAACCUUGGAGAGCUGCAGCCAGUCAGUGUAGACAGUACAGUGGUUCCUUGGUUCUCAAACUUAAUUUGUUCUGGAAGUAUGUUCCAAAACCAAAGCGUUCCAAAACCAAGGUGUGCUUUCCCAUAGAAAGUACUGUAAUGCAAAACAAAUUAAUCCGUUCCAGACUUUUAAAAACAACCACCAAAACAGCAAUUUAACAUGAAUUUUACUAUCUAACAAGACCAUCAAUCCAUAAAACGAAAGCAAUAAUCAAUGUACUGUACUAUAAAAUAAAUAAGACAGUUUUGUAGAUGAUGAUAAUAAUAAUAACAAAUUCUUACCUGCACUGAUGAUAGUCAUUGUUUGGAUGGGGGGCUUUCAUCCAUUUCUGCAGUCAAUCAAUCAGUAGCUGAACUGGGUUCCACACAGUCGCAAAAACAAAUUAAUCGAAAAAGCCUCAAAAACAAAAAUGCUAAAUAAAUAAAUAAAUAAAAGCUCCAAACUUAAUCAGUUCCAGAAGCCCAUUUGACUUCCAAAAUGUUUGAAAACCAAGGCAUAGCUUCUGAUUGGUGCAGGUGCCCUGGAAAUAAUAGCCAACAGCCACAUUGGAUGUCUGGCUUCCGAAAAACUUUGGGUUUUUUGGAGUUUGAGAACCAAGGCAUUUGAGUACCAAGGUACCACUGUACUGAGUUAGAUGGGCCAAAGCUUUGCAUCUUCCUGUGCUAUGCCUAGAUUGGCCACUAAUGGUGAGCUGCCUUAUGGGGAGGUCCAUAGAGAGUAGACGCUACACGCUUACCUUUUUUUGUGUACACGUGUCAGGGAGUCAUAGCAAGUGAAUCCUAACUUUACAUUGCGUGAGCCUGCACAAUAGAUAGGUUUGUGCGUGCUCGUUCUUGAUUUACCUUUCAGAAGCUUUCUAUUCUGUUUUUGAUGGAAUGAGCUUCCAGGCAGCUGGCUCUUGUGCUUGAGUCCUGCUUGCAGGUUUCCCACAACCAUCUGCUUGGCCACUGUUGAGAGCAGGAUGCUGGACUACAUGGACCGUUGACCUGAUGCAAUAGGCUCUUCCUAUGUUCUUAGAUUGCAAUAAUGCAUAUAGACACCCAUAGACAGAUCCCACACCUGCACCAUCCAGUCGUAGUUAGUUCCAUGGAUGGGGUCAGAAUGUGCAGCUCUCAGAGUUAGAAACUCAGAUAUAUAUAUAUAUAAGCUAGGUGCCAAAUGGCUCCUUAAACCAGGGUUACAGCUGCCAUAACAGAAUGCUGAGCCAUAAUGUUCAACACGACUUCUGGAUUCCUGAAAUUCAUUCUGAUUGUGCAGAUAAAAUAGAAUCCUACGGGAUGUGUUGCUAAGUGUGUGAAAACAGGCAAGACCCAAAGACCCCCAGGCAUGCAGCUCCAGAUGUUGGAGACAUCCUGGUGCCCAGGCAUCUUCACUUGGUCACAAGUGGCUGGUAAAGGUAAAGUUAAAGGGACCCCUGACCAUUAGGUCCAGUCUUGACCGACUCUGGGGUUUCAGCACUCAUCUUGCUUUAUUUGGCCGAAGGAGCCGGCGUACAGCUUCUGGGUCAUGUGGCCAGCAUGACUAAGCCGCUUCUGGCGAACCAGAGCAGUGCACGGAAACGCCGUUUACCUUCCCGCCGGAGUGGUACCUAUUUAUCUACUUGGACUUUGAUGUGCUUUCGAACUGCUAGGUUGGCAGGAGCAGGGACCGAGCAACAGGAGCUCACCCCGUCGUGGGGAUUUGAACUGCCGACCUUGUGAUCGGCAAGUCCUAGGCUCUGUGGUUUAACCCACUGCGCGACCCGCAUCCCAAGUGGCUGGUAGCCAAGUGCAAAAUGCGCCUGGCACCUGGCGAAUUUCGAACACUGCUCUGCAGUCUGUGGGCAACUGGCAAUUUUAGCUGGGUGCUCUUUCUAGAGGGGCGUAGGGUGUUUAAUAAGCUUGUUGCGGCUUGAUUCGUUACUGGCAGAUGGAUUAGGCUGAUCUCCCCCUUGCUGUAAAGGUGCAAUCCUCUCUUCCCUUGUCCCUCCCCAGCCCUUGGUUCAGCAGAGAACCUCUUUCGACCUAAAGUUUCACUUCCAGUUGGGCAAGAUGCCAUUCGACUUGUAGUGCAAUGAAAUACUUUUUGCUGAUGUAGUCACAUUAAUUACAGUGAGAAUCCCUGGGGUACCUGGACUGAAUUGGAGUUUUCUAUUCUGCCUGAGAUAGUUAAUUAGAAUCGAAAGUUAACUUCAAAUGUUCCCAGACACUGAAAUGCAUUUUAGUGGAUAAUGUGGGCAAACUGUAGUGUGAGCUUUGGCUCGCUUGCUGGAGUUAUCUGUCUGCUCUGCAGCGGCCAGAGCCAGUUCCUUUAGGAGCCAGUCCCUGUGGGUUCUUGUGCUAAUGCCUGCUUCAACCUCAAUAUAGUAAUAAAAAUAAAACAGGACAUUGUGUCCUGCUUUAAGUACCUGGGACUAAGGGAGGAAAGUAUUUGCAAAUAUUAAUUUUGCUUGGGGACGUGAGGUGGUCAUUGUAAAAUUGUUCCUUGGUCUUGGGUCUUCAGGGUUCGUUUCAUGCUCACUGUAGGGAUGCGGGUGGCGCUGUGGUCUAAACCACUGAGCCCCUUGGGCUUGCCGAUCAGAAGGUUGGCGGUUUGAAUCCCCAUGACGGGGUGAGCUCCCAUUGUUUUGUCCUAGCUUCUGCCAACCUAGCAGUUUGAAAGCAUGCCAGUGCAAGUAGAUAAAUAGGUACCACUGCGGUGGGCAGGUGGGCAGCGUUUCCAUGCGCUCUGGCACUUGUCCUCCGUGCACCAGAAGCGGUUUAGACAUGCUGGCCACAUGACCCAGUGUGCUGGUCCUGGGGGGAGGUUACCGUGGGGCGAGGUCCAGGACCUGAGUCGAGGGUUGGCAGACAGUCUUCCACGGGCGAAGCGGGGUCCAAAGCGAGGAGCCGGGCAAGGACAGGAACUCUGGGGGAACAGGACUGGGUGCUGGCUGAAACAGCUCUUCAACGACGUUGCUCCCGCAACCUGGGACCGGGCUGACUGGCCUUUAUCUUCUCUGAGGCCAGGGGCGGUCCCGGCCCCCAGGAGACCCGCCUCUCAUGGCCUUAAGGCGAGCACUCCUCCUGGGAGAAACCAGUUCCCUCCGCCUCUCUGCCCUGAGCCUCUGCAGCUCAGGAGAGGCUGGAGGGUUACUGGACCCAGGGGGAGACUCACCUUCCCCUGACAGGGCUGGGAGAGGCGCACCUGUAGGCACUGUGUCCUCAACCCCCUCCGGAGCCAGAGUGGAUUCACCUGGUGCCUGCUCCUGAGGAUCCGGCACAGGUGCAGGCGCUUCAGAAUCAAGGCCCUGCCCCAGUUCAGCCGGCCCUGGAGGCGGGGACUCCUGUGCAGGCUGGGAUUCCUCCGGUUCAGCCUCUGAAUCGGAUUCCCAGGCCAUCACACCCAGAAAGCUGUUCUGUGGACAAGCGCCGGCUCCCUCAGCCUGAAAGCGAGAUGAGCGCUGCAACCCCAGUUGCCUUUGACUGGAGUUAACCGUCCAGGGGUCCUUUAUCUUUUUUAGCUUUUUACCAUGCUCACUGUGAUUAAUGAAGGAAUCCACUUUUCUAGGAGUGACACAAAAUGUAAACAGAAUCCAGUGUGUGGCAAGCACCUUAGGGCCUUGGAGCACUUGGUUGCAAUUAAGAUAGGGACCAGCUGAUGCUGCUGUCAACAGAUAUUUUCACUUAUCAGGCCUAUUAGCAGUGAGGAUCUAGACAUGCCAAGGAUCCAGGUUCAGAAGAAACACAGGGACAUGAUUGCAGGAAGGGAAGCGAUAAAUUCUCAGUAGCAUUCUCAAUAGGGAUUGUAUGCAGAAGAGAAACCAAUGGAACAAUGUUUUGUAAGAAAAGAAUGGAUCUUGGAAAUGAUGAAGAGUAAGGUGAGAUGUGGAAAAGACUGAAUAUUGAAGAAGAAGGAAAUAAAAAACUAUCUUCCCCUCCCUUCUAAAGCUGUAGACAUGGGAAACUAGGAAUACAAUUGCAAGUGUGUGUUUGAGGUGGGUAGUUUUGAGAGGCAAGAAAACACAGGAAGGACCUUGGCUCCAUUGCAUGUCCCCCUUAAAUGUAAACAAUGUGAGGAAAGCAUUUAAUAUUUUACAAAUAUUGCAGUAAAUGCUUCUCUAUAAUGUAACAUGUAAACCACAUUAAGCAUGCUUUAAUUUUCCCUCUCAUAUAUUUUGGGUCUAAUAAUUGUGAUGUAUUGGGAUUUUUAAAAAAUAUAUCAUGUGGUACUUUUAUUUUCUUUUUUAGCUUUGUUUACUAAAUACAAGUAAAAUAAACAAUAAGCAAUACUCUCCCUGAUGCUUUUCAACAUUUUUAUGCGCCCCCUCACCCAGCUUGUCCGGAGCUUGGGUUUGGGUUGCCAUGAGUAUGUUGAUGACACCCAGCUCUAUCUGUUGAUGGAUGGCCAUCCUGACUCUGCCCUGGACACACUGAUCAGAUGUUUGGAAGCUGUGGCUGGAUGGUUACGUGGGAGCUGGUUGAAGUUAAAUCCUUCGAAGACAGAGGUCCUUUGGCUGUGUCACGACGAUAUGGGAUUGGGGGGCCAACUCCCAUCUCUUGCGGGGGCGCAAUUAGUGCCAGUGCUGUCCAUUAAGAAUUUGGGUGUAAUCUUCGACACCUCCCUUUCUAUGGAGGCGCAGGUUGCAGCUAUAACAAAGGUGGCAUAUUUUCAUCUCUGCCAAACUAAGGAGUUGGCUCCUUACCUCUCUCGCCCUGACCUAGCCACUGUGAUCAACACGACGGUCACAUCCAGGCUUGAUUAUUGUACAGUGGUACCUCUGGUUACAUACACUUCAGGUUACAGACGCCCCUAACCCAGAAAUAUUACCUUGGGUUAAGAACUUUGCUUCAGGAUGAGAACAGAAAUUGUGCAGCAGCGGCAGCAGGAGGCCCCAUUAGCUAAAGUGGUGCUUCAGGUUAAGAACAGUUUCGGGUUAAGAACGGACCUCCAGAAUGAAUUAAGUACGUAACCAGAGGUACCACUGUAACUCCCUCAGCAUGGGGCUGUCCCUGAGACUGACCCACAAACUCCAGCGGGUGCAGAAUGCUGCAGCGAGACUCCUCACGGGGUCCCUGCCAUGGGAGCAUAUUCACCCAGUGCUUUACCAGUUGCACUGGCUCCCGGUGGAGUAUAGGGGCAGGUUUAAAGUGCUGGUUUUGACCUUUAAAGCCCUAUACGGCCUGGGACCCUUGUUCCUACGGGAACGCCUCUCCUGGUAUGUCCCACAGAGGACCUUACCAUAUAGCAUAUAUUUCUAGUUACAGGUAGGUAGCCGUGUUGGUCUGUCAUAGUCGAAACAAAAUAAAAAAAAAUCCUUCCAGUAGCACCUUAGAGACCAACUAAGUUUGUUAUUGGUAUGAGCUUUUGUGUGCAUGCGCAUGUAUCUGAAGAAGUGUGCAUGCACACGAAAGCUCAUACCAAUAACAAACUUAGUUGGUCUCUAAGGUGCUACUGGAAGGAAUUUUUUUAUUUUGUUUCGACAUAUAGCAUAUAUUCAACACAAAAAAACAGCGACAAUUUGUUGUUGGCAAAGGACAGCUGGACAUAUAAAGGGCCCCAUUAUCUUCAGUAGCUUAGGGCCUCAUCAAACCUAAAUCUGGCCCUGGUUGCACACAUGGGGAGCCAACACCGAGGAGGCCCUGUUCCAAUAUGAAUGGAGUGCAAGAGAGGAGGAGGAGGUGGUGGAGGAGGAGGGGGAAAGGAAGAAGAAGGAGGAGGAGGAGGAGGAGGAGACAUUCCAGGGACUAGCCUGCAUUAUCCCCCUCCUGGCUAACUUCCAAAGGGUACACCUAAUAUUAGCUUUCGUUCAGACUAUCAGCUGGUUUUUAGAAGUAUUCACCACACAUGCAAACACGAAAGAGUGAGGCGUGGAUUCUAAGUACAGUGGUGCCUUGCAAGACGAAAUUAAUCCGUUCCGCGAGUCUCUUCGUCUUGCGGUUUUUUCGUCUUGCGAAGCAUGGCUAUUAGCGGCUUAGCGGCUAUUAGAGGCUUAGCGGCUUAGCGGCUAUUAACGGCUUAGCGGCUUUAAGAAAAAGGAAACAAACUCGCAAGAACUCGCAAGACGUUUCAUCUUGCGAAGCAAGCCCAUAGGGAAAUUCAUCUUGCGGAACGACUCAAAAAACAGAAAACUCUUUCGUCUUGCGCGUUUUUCGUCUUGCGAGGCAUUCGUCUUGCGAGGUACCACUGUACCGAGGCUUCCCAAACUAAUUUCAUGUCCUUCCUGUUCAAAAAGCACAGAAAUGCAGUGUUCUGGCUCAUAAGCUCGACUUGGAAGGAGCUUGCGCUUGGAACCCCUCAGGCACUGAAAGUGGAAGGAUAAAAGAGAAGGCAGCAGCAAUCAGCCACAGCUCUAACCACUGGACAGAUGUUUCUGUUUGGUUUUUAUACAAUACUACGUAUCGAACUGGGAUGGGCAAAAUGAGAUUUCAAGGCAGGGGGCUACCAGCAGCAGGAUAAAUCUUCUGCCUGCACCUCCUUGGGCAAAGGAGUUUCUUACGAGCGCCAGAGUGACUAAGGCAACUAAAUCCGGCAGGCCCAUGUUUUGCUUUCAUGCUGGCCAAACCCAUCGUUUUUCUCUUUUUUUAAAAAAAAUAAAAAAUAAAUCCAAAAUGCCCUGAAAACUGACAAGAAGCAGAAACAUGGCAAUCAAACCUUGCCAAACGGAUGCGUUCCCUGAGAGGCCAUGAAAAUCUAAUCUCUGUUUGUUUUCCAGCCGUUGUUCCGCUCUGUGUGUCAGAUGUUCCGAGUCAGCGUCGACGAGCGAAAAGCAGCCAGACGCAGUUAAAAAAACAAAACACGUUGUCAUCUCAGAACUGCAGUUUGAAUGUCUCCUAGUGCUUUGAAAACCUUUUAUCGCCUCACAACCACCUGUUCCCACAACACGGAGCAGUUUAACGAUAGCAGUCGUAUAUUAACAUUUCUACCCGCCCAUCCCUCAGUGCAAGACAGAAAAGGGGAAAUUCCUUUUCUUUUUCAACUAUAGCAAUGGAAUGCACUGAAGUAUAGUGUUUUGAAAGCACCCAAGUCAUGCUGUCUCUGCAUGCAAGGAUCCUUUUCCAUGUAUUCUGGAUGAAGUUCUCAAGGACAGCUGAGUAUGAAUUUUGGUCUGUUGUAUGAAAGCAACAGCCUAUCUAGUCAUACCAGUGUUAGAAACUCAGAUAUACAGUGGUACCUCGGGUUACAUACACUUUAGGUUACAUACGCUUCAGGUUACAGAUGCUGCUAACCCAGAAAUAGUGCUUCAGGUUAAGAACUUUGCUUCAGGAUGAGAACAGAAAUCGUGCUCCGGCGGCAUGGCAGCAGCGGGAGGCCCCAUUAGCUAAAGUGGUACUUCAGUUUAAGAACAGUUUCAGGUUAAGAACGGACCUCCGGAACGAAUUAAGUUCUUAACCCGAGGUACCAUUGUAUAAGCUAAGGCACCAAAUGGCUCCUGAAACCAAGGUUAUGUCUGGUUGCCACUGGGGGGUGGGCAAGACAGCUCUAAAGUCUUAUUUUUCAAAUGAUUGACUGUGAUUGAUUUGCAGUUAAAUAUCUGGCUAGUUUAGAUGGUAGACGAGCUAGGUUAGAACUUUGGAAACUCAAAGAAGAAAAGCUAGUUUAUCCUGUCCACCUAUCUAUUGGCCUAUUAUUCUAACCUCUUUUUUUCUUAAUGGUGACACAGACCAUUCAUAAUGUAGGGAUAUUCUUCACAACUUUGAGCAGGGCAGUGAGGUGGGCUAAAUGAAGACAAGCUACAACAAUUAAUGAUAACUUUCUUCACUGCUCCUGCUCAGGCUGCACGGAAAAAGCAUUCUGGGUUCCUGUGUGGAGAAGGGCUUUCUUUCACGCAUUCGCUUUGUACUACAUAUUAGAAUCUUACUUCAUAGACCUAUAAACGCAACACGUGUGCUGAAUCACCAGGGAGUUUUCACCUUUUCAAAGAAGUGGGUGUGUAGAGUCUUAAGUGGCUUGCUAUACUAGAAUUUAAACUAGGCCGACAAUAAAUGAAAUAAAAAUAGACUUGCAAAGGAAUCAAGUUGUCUGUACAGUGGUACCUUGGUUCUCAAAUGCCUUGGUACUCAAACAACUUUGAAUCCUAACACUGGAAACUUGGAAGUAAGUGUUCCAGUUUGUGAACUUUUUUCAGAAGCCGAACAUGCUCUGUUUUGAGUGUUACGCUUCCGUUUUGAGUGUUACUCUGAGGUCUGUCUGUUUUUGCUAUUUAUUUUGCAUUUUUGUUUUUGUGUCUCUCUUUUUUUGUUUUGUUUUUUUGUGACUGUGUGGAACCCAGUUCAGCUACUGAUUUAUUGAUUGAUUGUAUGCCUGCAGUACAUUGUUUAUUGCUUUCAUUUUAUGGAUCAAUGGUCUCGUUAGAUAGUAAAAUUCAUGUUAAAUUGCUGUUUUAGGGGUUGUUUGUCUGGAACAGAUGAAUCCAUUUUGCAUUACUUUCUAUGGGAAAGCGCGCCUUGGUUUUGGAAUGCUUUGGUUUUGGAGCAGACUUCUGGAACAGAUUAAGUUUGAGAACCAAGGUACCACUGUAAUUGCAAACAUCCCCACAGAAAGAUGUGCCUUGGUAGUGUACUGUUGUAGCUGGGAUAGAUCUUCAGAGUGGUGUUUGAUUGAGUAAAUGAGCUGGGAAUUCCAUAUAAACAACAUCAGCAUCUUCAUGAAUUUAAAAGGUAAAGGUAAAGGACCCCUGAAAGUUAAGUCCAGUCGCAGCCGACUCUGGGGUUGCGGCGCUCAUCUCGCUCUAUAGGCCGAGGGAGCCGGCGUUUGUCUGCAGACAGUUUUUCUGUGUUGUGGCCAGCAUGACUAAGCCGCUUCUGGUGCAACGGAACACCAAAACUAGAGCACCGUUUACCUUCCCACUGGAGCGGUACCUAUUUAUCUACUUGCACUUUUUGGCAUGCUUUCGAACUGCUAGGUUGGCAGGUGCUGGGACCAAGCAACAGGAGCUUACCGCGUUUCGGGGAUUUGAACCGCUGACCUUCUGAUCGGCAAGCCCAAGAGGCUCAGUGGUUUAGACCACAUGAUUUUAGGACAGAGCAAAAAACUGGGAGGUCUUGGAUUAAUGCCUCAAGAGAUGCAAACUGUUUAAAAAUAUCUAUAUCUAUAGCUACCUUUUUGGUGUCUGCCUCCCUGAAAGUUUAAAUCCUGAAAGGUGCCACGGGAAUUUUCCAAAAUAAAUCUCUGUGUUGUGGUUCUGUCAGCCAAACAACCGCUUUCAGACAGGCCGAUCUGCUUCUGUCAUCUUGUCUUUCCUCUGUGUGUGUUCAGAAGAAGAAAUCCUGACUCUGCAGUGUUGGAGACAAGCAAGCCUGUUGCAUGAUCUCUCUUUGACAGACCCGCCCAAUCUUGGCCCAUUUAGUACAGGGUGGAGAGAGAGAGAGAGAGAGAGAGAAAGAGAAUGUGUAUGCUGGACAGAAUCGAUUGCAUUUGGAAAGCAGGAACUAUUAUAUUUUCCCUUUGGCAAUCGUUUCUGCAUAGGUUUGAAGAAUUCCUGCUUGCUUUGGCUGCCAAAUUCCUACAGCGAGCUACAAGUACUCCCCAUCUGUUUGCAUGUACAGUGGUACCUCGGGUUACAUACGCUUCAGGUUACAUAUGCUUCAGGUUACAUACGCUUCAGGUUACAGACUCCGCUAACCCAGAAAUAGUGCUUCAGGUUAAGAACUUUGCUUCAGGAUGAGAACAUAAAUUGUGCUCCAGCGGCGCGGCAACAGCAGGAGGCCCCAUUAGCUAAAGUGGUGCUUCAGGUUAAGAACAGUUUCAGGUUAAGAACGAACCUCCGGAACGAAUUAAGUACUUAACCCGAGGUACCAGUGUAUUUUCACUUGCUAGAAGGGUUGUGCCACAAUAACCAUACCAGAUAUUCAGGAAGGCUUGGUUCUCCUCGUGGUUUUGUCUUUCCCGCUCCUCUUUGGCAACUGCUUUGGAGCUUCUUCUUUUUUUUACAAUCAAGUAGUGUUAUGAAAUACCUAAGUUGAUCAAAGAUUGUUUUGCCUAUUAAUAAAAUGCAGUAGUCUUAACUGGGAGCGAUGAGGUAUCUGAAAGUCUCAGAACACAAUUGGAAAAGGCUGGAGGUUUCUGUGCAGGGACUGAGAAAGAAGCAGUGCCCAGUGACAUGAUAAUUUUGUCUUUGUCCUCCACCGAUUACUCCAUCUCGUGCUCCAUCAUAUGGAUGGUUUAUUUUAUUUUAGUAUUCGAAUUUAUUGCACGGUCUACGUGGCUAGGCGCCGAGACCUAAAUUGGGAACAGUGAGUGUAACGUUUUGUUUGAAUCUCAAAGGCAGGGGUUUGUUCAGCCUGUUAGCCAGCAGAACAUCGUGAGUUAGUAAACAUUUGCUUUUCCCUUCCUUUUUUAUGAUGGCAUAUGGAAGCUGUUCCUAUCUAGAGGCCUGCCAGAACCGCUUCCAACGCUCAGAUGAAUGGAGAUGCUUGCAUCCCUCAACUAUCAUUCCACAGGCCUGGCGUAAGCGAGACAGCUGGCUUGGAUAGACCUCUUGGGAUAAGUCACAGGGGCGUGAAGGCAGCGUUGCCAUCUGUGCGACGGAUCAUUCCGCGUUUCCUCGCAGCUUCUCUCUCUGUGUUCUACAAACUUUGCAAGGCUUUAGCUCGGGGGUGGGAAACAAUUUAUUUGUGGGGGGGUGGGGUGGAUGUGGCCAGAGGCAAAAGUGGGCAGAAGAACGAGUGUAAAUUUCACCUUUGUACGUUAGGCUGGUUUAUACACACACACACACACACACACACACACACACAUUUCCACCACCCUGGCUAGCAAGCUGCAUUGUCAGUGUUCAAGGAUGAAGGCUGGUGUCAUUGUGGAUGCCUUUAUAAAAAGUGAAUGAAGAUAAUAAUUUGUCUGUCUGUCUGUCUGCCUGUUUGCUUGCUUGCUUGCUGCCCAUCUGACUGGGUUUCCCCAACCACUGUGGGUGGCUUCCAGUAAAUUAUAAAACCACAAUAACGCCUCAAACAUAAAAAACUUCCCUAUACAUGGCUGCCUUCAGAUGUCUUCUAAAAGUAAAAUAUUUGUUUAUCUCCUUGACAUCUGAUGGUAGGGCAUUCCACCGGGAGGGUGCCACUACCGAGAAGGCCCUCUGCCUGGUUCCCUGUAACUUUGCUUCUCACCGUGAGGGAACCGCCAGAAGGCCCUCGGCGCUGGACCUCAGUGUCCGGGCUGAAUGAUGGGGGUGGAGAUGCUCCUUCAGGUAUACUGGGCCGAGGCCGUUUAAGCCUUAUUAGGCUUAAAGUGUGACAAUAAAGAGACCUUUCUCUUCUCUUUCCUCCCUUUGACCCAGAUGGAGGCAACUAUGACUUGGUCAGUGACACGUCCAGCCCAGCCGCUGGGGACUGCCACCCUCGACGGAGCUGCGGAGGACAAAAUUGGGAAAUGAACUACCAGGAGUCGGCAAUUUACCUCCAGGUGGGCCCUUUUCUUUGCAUUAGCUGGCAGAGAAAGGAGAGGGUGUAAAUUAAGAGGGUGUAUGGCUGACAAACUGAAUUCCACCUUACAAUUCCACCACCUAUGAUCAAAGGUGCCUUCUUUUCCUUUACAUUUCGAGCAUACAUUUGAGCAUGUUUUAUACAUAAAGGAAGUAUUUUCUUUUAUCUUCCAAUGUUCAUCUUCACGGGCUGCCUACAAGUUGUAGCGUUAUCAGAUAAGGAGAAAAGCUUUUUUUUGUUCACCUCACAAAGUGGUCUGCCAAGACCCUCAUGUGGUCCAUAUGGAAGAAAGGUUUUGGGAACCGCUGACUUACCUACUACAUUGGGCUUGCUGUCUCUAGCGUAUUUAUGUGUGUGUGGAUUUUGUUGAUUAAAACCCUAAAUCAGGAAGGAGAAAACAACGACAAAUUCUUCACGCACCCCAAGGAUGCCAAAGCGCUCUCUGCCUACCUCUUUGUACACAACCAUCCCUUCUACCUAAUGGAACUGACCACGGCACUGAUGCUCCUGAUGCUCUCCCUCUGCGAGGCGCCUGCGGUCCCCAUGCUUCGCCUUGGCAUCUAUGUAAGUAUCUUAAGAAUUGGGUUGAGGGGAAGGACUUUAGUGGACGUGGGCAGGAAAUUGAAGAUUGGCUAUGCAAUGCAAUUUACGGGCCAAUGCAGCUGCUGGUGGAAUCUAGACACAUUUAAAAAAAGUUGUGAAAAUGCUUUAAAAAACACCCCACGUUUUGAAAAAUAUAUUGAAUUUGCCAUAACUCACCGUUGCCAUCUGGUGUCACAUUUGUGUAAUGCACUUUUCAACACACUUAAAAUGUUUUUAUUUGCAGCUGUAUAGCUGAGGCUGUUCUGUCUGUAUCUUCGAACCAUGUUUAUUCGUAAAAUUUGGGUGAUAUACAGGGGUACAGUGUAACUAAAGGAUCUUGUGUUCCCAAAUAUUUCGCUUCGGAGCAUAGAGAACAACUCCUUCUUGGUGUUCUUCCUGCACACCUUCUCCAGAGUGACCCUAGGAACCCAUCCUCUGUGGCCGACUCAACUCCUUUCUAAUUAUUUUCAGCCUCCCAUCUGCCAACAGCUGCUGUUUGAAUAAAAAAAAACUGGCGUGUUAAAUGCAGGACAACAUUUAACAACAAUGAUACCCGACUCACCCGACUGGGUUGCCCCAGCCACUCUGUGUGGCUCCCAGCAUAAUAUAAAAACACAGUAAUACAUCAAACAUUAAAAGCUUCCCAGUGCAGGGCUGCUUUCAGAUGUCUUUGGAAAGCUAUGUAGUUGUUUCCUUGACAUCUGAUGGGAGGGCAUUCCACAGGGUGGGUGCCACUACCAAGAAGGCCCUCUGCCUGGUUCCCUGUAACUUCACUUCUCACAGUGAGGGAACCGCCAGAAGGCCCUCAGUGUCUGGGCUGAAUGAUGGGAGUAGAGAUGCUGUUUCAGGUAUACAGGGUUGCAUUUAACAUUGCAUGUAGUUUGGUCUUCUAAAAAUGGAAAGGAUAAUUCACAUUGCUAAUAUAUAUCAAUGUUUUCCAGCUCUGGUGGUGGGGGUGGGGAAGAACAGAUUUCCGCAGAAUGAUGGAUUUCUACUUGAGCGCUAGGUUUUGACAAAUUUAAAUUUGUGAAACGACAAAGGCAGUUUGUUGAACUGUUGUUGUUCUUUGCCUGCCUGGUUACAGAUCCACGCGACCUUGGAGCUGCUUGCCCUGACUGUCGUGGUGUUUGAGCUCUCUAUGAAGAUGAGAUGGCUGGGCCUUCACACCUACAUUCGACACAAAAGGACCAUGGUCAAGGUAGACUGCUGGUAACCUUCUCGCGUAACUGACCUGCACUGUUGCAGGAACCAGAGUGCAACCCUCUGCAACAUUUUAUUUAUUUUUUAACUCAAAAGCAAAUCCCACUCUUCCCCCACCUUCCCUUUUAAUUUAGGCAGUGUAUUGCCUUCUAAAUCAGUAUAGUGGUACCUUGGUUCUCAAAUGCCUUGGUACUCAGACAACUUGGAACCCAAACAUUGCAAACCCGGAAGUAAGUGUUCCGGUUUGCAAACUUUUUUCGGAAGCCAAACGUACUCCGUUUUGAGUUUUAUGCUUCUGAUUUGAGUGCCACGCUUCCGUUUUGAGUGUUACGCUGAGGUCUGUCUGCUUUUGCUAUUUAUUUUGCAUUUUUGCAGCUUUUUUGUUUUGUUUCUGUGAUUGUGGAACCCAUUUGAGCUACUGAUUGAUUGAUUGUGCGACUGCAGUACGUUGUUUAUUGCUUUCAUUUUAUGGAUCAAUGGUCUCAUUAGAUAGUAAAAUUCAUGUUAAAUGGCUGUUUUAGGGGUUGUUUUUAAAAGUCUGGAAUGGAUGAAUCUGUUUUGUAUUACUUUCUAUGGGAAAGCACGCCUUGGUUUUGGAACGCUUUGGUUUUGGAACGGACUUCUGGAACGGAUUAAGUUUGAGAACCAAGGGGCCACUGUAUCUCAGUUAAGCAUGAGAAUAAGAAAUACCUUUAAAACAAGACUAAAACCCCAACAGUGGUAAAGAUCCAUUCAUCCAGCUUCAAAAGCCUGUUGGAACAAAAAAUGUCUCCAACUGUUUCUGGAAAGUGCAGCUAGCGGGAGCUUGUUGUAUCUUGAUAGGAAUACUGUUCCUGUAGCCUGGAUCUGUCAGUUGCUUCGGAGCCAUAUGGUUUGGCAAUUUGGGGAGGGAUAUGUGUGUGUGUGUGUGUGUGUGUUGGCAAGAUGUCCCAUGCCCCGUCCUUCUGAAUCUUGUCUUAUCUGAACUAGCCAUUUGCAUCUGCAGCUCUUUCUGUUCCUACUGAUGUUGAUGGGUUACUCUGCAGAGCAAAAGGUGGUUUCUGAUUACGAUUAUCAGUUUUAGGUCCAGCCUUUUACUGUCAUCUUUGGGGACUCUUUGUUAUCGUGCAUACCCACCCUCCCAAACAACUGCAACCUUACUUUUGGCCAAUUAUUUUCAAUAGAUGCUACUUUUUUCUCUGGCUUUGUUUAUUACUGUAUCAGAGGAACUUAUACUGAGCCAGACCGUUGGUCCACCUAGCUCAAAUGUUGUCUACACUGGCUGGCAGCUGCUCUCCAGGUUUCCAGAUAGCGAGUCUCUCCACAAUGCCAGGGAUCGAACCUGGAACCUUGAGACGCUGACCUUUCCUCAAUUAUGUACCGUAUUUUUCGCUCUAUAGGAUGCACCGGAUCAUAGGAGGGGGAGAACAGGAAAAAAAAUUUUUUUUCUUGUUCUCUGCCUCUAAAACAAGGUGCGUUCUGUGCGUUCAAGGUGCGUUCACCCGAAGCCUCCAGAGGCUUUGGGUUCCUUUCGACCUGCUCUUUGGGGCUGGUGGGGGGAAGCGCUGCUUUCCCCCACUGCCAGCCUCCAAACCAGGUCGGGGAGCAGCGUGAAGGCGUCGUACGCCUUCCCGCUGCCCCCAGAGCUUGUGGGACUGGUGUUGCUGCCUUCCCCCCACCUUCGUACAGCCUCCGUAGCCUCCGCAGGGCAGUGGGGUGAAGGCACCCCGCUGACCUGCAGAGGCUUUGUGCAGCUAACCCCAAGCUAGAACAGCGAGACACAGCGCUGUGCAACAGUAUAUGUCCUGGGGUAAAAUUGUAAAAAAAAGCUCAACAACUUUGGUUGGCCCUCAGGCAUGUUCACCUCAUCAAAUCUGGCCCUCUUUUGAAAAAGUUUGGGCACCCCUGAGUAGGGUCUUUGUUGAACUUAGGUUUCAACAGAUGCCUUCAGUGCACUUAGAGGAGAGAAACCUUGGAAUAGCUCCUAUGGAACGGAAAUGCAUUGUAGUGCAGUGUAAUCAGGUUAAGAAUAUCAUACACUAUUUGUUGAUGUGCCCAGAGAAUUUUUUUAAUCUCCUAUUCUUAAUUGGUUCUCAGACCGAACCCCCCAGGAAGUGAUAGUUGAACUCUUCGCUGAUAAAUAUCCACAAAUUAUGCACCUGGUAGCCAAAUUAUCUCUGGCAGCUAAGAAGCUUUGCUCCAGUUAAUGCAUUGUAAUUCAAACAUUUUAUGUUAUAAUUUGUUAUGCUGUACACUUUUACUCUGUAGACGUUCUAGGUUAUAUGUGUGUUUUCAGAACCCACCCUAUUCCUGCGAUACUGAUUUGUUUAAACCUUUUUUUUUAUUCUGAACUUUGACUUGUUGUAGCCCGGCAUGGGACCUGCUGGUGAAGGGCAGGUAAUAAAUUUUAUUGCCACCAUCUCUUGUCUUGUUUCCUUGCAGAGCUGUGUUCUGUUGCUGCAGUUUAUAGAGGCAAUUGUGGUGUUGGUGCGUCAGACAUCCCAUGUCCGGAUCACGAGAGCCUUGCGAUGCAUCUUUCUGGUGGACUGCCGUUACUGUGGAGCUGUCAGAAGGUAAUGGGCUGGCUGGCCUCCGUUGAACUCUGUGUAGCACUCCUGGCCAUAGCUGUCAACUUUUCCCUUUUCUUGCAAGGAAUCCUAUUCAGAAUAAGGGAAUUUCCCUUAAAAAAAGGGAAACGUUGACAGCUAGGGUUGGGCAUGGAGAUGGGAAGGCCUGGAAAAAAGCUGGAAAAAUUGGGGGGGAAACAGGUUUCUCCCUGUUUUUUUUUCUGCCCCCCCCCAAUACCUUUUUUCCCAGAAAAAUUGGAGAAAAAAAAUCAGUUUGAUAUAGUUUGAAUAUUCCACCCCCUCCCCCCAAUUUUUCUGGGGGGAAAAAGGCUUUGGAAAAAGAAUGGGGGCAAAACCUCCCCCCCCCCCAAUUUUCUGGUUUUUCUCCAGGCCUUCCCAUAAUCUGGUUUUCAGCAUCACAAUAUAUCACCAGCUAAACAUCGUGAUGUACCAAUAUUUCACAAUGUCUGAAAUAAGGAUGGGGCUAUGUAGAGGCACAAAGGGAAAAACCAAGGGUCCUGCAGACAUUGUUGAACUACAACUCCCACUAUCCCUGUUUAUUUGCUGUGCAGACUUGGGCUGAUGAGUGUCAGAGUCCAACCACAACUGGAGGCACCCCACUGGCUGCCCUUGUCGUACAAGCAUGGAAAGGGAUAUUAAGGAAGAACGUUUUCCUUUGAGCCAACUCCUGAUUCAACUUUCAUUUCAGGAACCUACGACAGAUUUUCCAGUCUCUUCCUCCGUUCAUUGACAUCCUCCUGCUGCUGCUUUUCUUCAUGGUCAUCUUUGCUAUCCUUGGUGUGUACCUUUAAGAGUUAUCUGUUCACAAGCAGUUUCGCCCUCACAGACGCUUUCAGCAAAGAAGGCAGCACUGUGUCAGACAGGGACAGGCUGCCAAGCAAAUAACGUCUUUGCCAAGGUGAAAACAGGUUUGGGGAUGGGGACAGAAGAUGGUGUAAGAGGCCGAAGCUAAGGAGCUCAGGUCAGCAAACAGAUAACAGUGUGUGGUUUUUAAAAAACAUUCUAGAACAGUUAAACAGUCUAAAAACCAUUGCCUUUAAAAGCAUCUUAAAUCAGUUUCAGAUAAAAACAUUCUAAAAGCAAUUACAGUUAAAAGCAGGCUUCCAUCCAACAAUUUCGGGGUGGCCAGCGGUAUUCUUGAGCCACCAAACGCCUGGGUAAACAGGCGUGUUUUCAAAUUCCUUCUGAAGGUUAGUAAUGAUGGAGAUGUGGGAAUGUUCAGGAUGGCAGGAGAGGAUAUAUUGUUUAUUAAUAUCCUUCCUAACUUGCGCUAGCAAGUUCCUUUAUAUAGCAUAGUUACAUUCCCCUUUUUACAUGAACAGCAGAUAGCUGGUUGCAGGCUCGUGUGAGCCUCUCACCAUUAUCCCAUUCAAUCUGUCUUCAGAUUGAAUUGUACGUUCCUGGUAAGUUCCCUUGAAUCCCUCUUAGAAGAAUAGAGAUGCAACAAUCUUAUUCAAAGUCAAUAAAAAAAGUUUACUCACAUCAGUUCACAGUUGGAUUCUUGAAGGCAGACUUAGUUACAAAUAUGUAUAUAUCUACCCCAUAUAGAGGAAUAAUCCCAGUGCUUCUGCUAGCUGAGAGCUAGCAGAGCAGUCCUAGCUAAAAGCUGAUCAAACGAAGAAGGAAGUCAAAAAGAAGGGAAGGGUGCUGCGUGACUCGUGCUUUUGUUACCUGGACAGGUUAGGUCACACCUACCUUCUAUCACAUGCAACAGGAAGGAUGCUCCAGCCCAGGAGGAACAGGAAGUUUCAACUGGCUGGACCAAACAAUCCCUCGCAUGUUUUCUCUAGCAUUACAAGGAAUGUUGUACUUGACUGCCUCUCAUGGACCACAUCCCACAGGAGACAGGGCACCUCCCUGAAAAGGGCAUUCCACAAGCCAAGGAACCCUGUCGUGGGCCUGCAUGGGAAAUAGGUUCCACAAAGUGUGUGCUGAUUGGCAAGAACUCUCCUAUUGUGGGCCAGAACCAACCGGGCCGCACCUGGUGGGUGGCACUGCUAACAAGGUGUCAAAAUAAACUUAACGCAGGCCAGCUAGAUGAGACUCAUUAAAAUGAUGGUGCAACAUUGCUUCUGCUUGGCAGCUGGUUGAAUGUCCCAUUUAUGCCUUCAUCAUUUUGAUGCUUGUUUUUUCUCUCUCUCUCUCUUCUCCCCCUUUCUCCCUAGGCUUUUAUUUGUUCUCUCCUAACAAGUCUGAUCCUGUAAGUAAAGCAUCAAUUCGUGGGCUCUUGAAGGUUUGAUCUUUGGGGUUUUUUUGCAAAGCAUGACAGGCAGGCGUCAAUUGGCAACUGUCUGCAACUCUUGGCUGUGGCCUCCGUGGAUGGGGAAGGGCAGAGUUGCCAUCCUGCCUGAAACAAGGUGGCAGCAGCUGUCCCUUUUGCGGCCAGAGGGUCUUCUAAUUAGGGAAGGAAGCUCUUGCUGCUGCUCUUGCAUUUUUGUAGGGGACUUCCCUGCAAUUUGCAUUGGAAACAAACUCCAUGGGGAUUGUUAUAAACACAGCCUCUAAGGGAGCCCUUGGAAGCAAUGUGUUGUUUUAUGAUUCAGGACAUGUUGUGCGACAACAAUCAGCAGUAGUUCCGUCAUCUCAUAGAUGUUCUUCUUCUGCAGUAUUUCAGCACCUUAGAGAACAGCCUUGUGAAUCUUUUCGUUCUACUGACUACAGCGAAGUAAGUUGCUUGAGCUCGAGAAAUGUUUCUUAAGUCACAUGUUAUUUAAAGCACAUGACUAACAGUUGCGGCUCGCCCCCCCCCAAAGAAUCCUGGGACCUGAACAUUCUUUUAAAGCCAUCUAAGUCGGUGACUAUCAGUCACCUCCUGUGGCAGUGAGUUCCAUAGUUUAAGUUUGCACUGCCGUGAAUCUCCCAGCAAACGAUUCCCAAGUCACGCAUGCUUGGGAAUAAGCUCCAUCAAAAUAAGUUCUUUCUUUUAUCCAACCUGAAUCUUCCAAUGCUCAGUUUCAUUGGAAGUCCCUGAGUUCUAACAUUAUGAGAGAGGUAGAAAACCCUUUUUCUUCCCAGUUUCUUCAUGCUGUAUAUAAUCUUAACAGACUUCUGUUGUGUCACCUCUUACUUGACUGCUCUCUAAACUAAAGGGGUUGUUUGUUAAGCGUGCUGGGAAUUGUAGCUUUGCGAGGGAACAAGCUACACCUUCCAUGACUUACUGUGAAUAAACUAGAUUAUCUCUCUUUUGGGUUGCAGUUUCCCAGAUGUGAUGAUGCCCUCUUAUGCCAGAAGCUCCUGGUCCUGUGUCUUUUUUAUCGUGUAUCUUUCCAUUGAGCUGUACUUCAUUAUGAAUUUGGUAAGUCCAUCUUCUUUGUCCACCACCGUUGAGCUUCCAGUUGGCCACUCUCUUCAGAACAGGGAUGAGGGACAUUUUGGCCCAUCACAUGUUGCUGAACUACAAUUCCCAUCUGUGCCUCCCCCCACAUCAAGAAUGGCUAAUGGUCAGGCAUGAUGGGUGUUGCAGUUCAGCAACUUCUGGAGGGCCAAAGGUUCACCACACCUCCUUUAGAACAACUGUUCUUUCCAGACUUGCCGUGAUUUCGUGGUGCUUAACUGCAAAAGUCGGGGGCAGCCUUUGAUCUUUGGAAUAGCUGCAACUUCCAAAGCGGAGCGGUGUUCACCUGCAGAAGCGAAAAUGAGGGCGUUUUGUAGCAUCAUAAAGAUGAGCACACUUUGUUUGGCCUAUGCUUUUGCGAACUAGAUUCAUCUCCAAGUAUCUAGUCCAUGAGGGGUUAUGCUGUAAUGAAUUUGCAGGCCUUGGUGCCACAAGACUCUUUGUCAUAUAGCUACUCCUGGAUUUUUGUUUUAUGAAUAGGGCCCAUUUCCUCAUUUUUUGAUACUUUUUAUUUCAUGCAAAUAUUCCAGCAAAGUCUGUCAUCAUACACUGCUUAUUUUUGAACUGUUAGGAUUUACCAGGUGCCCUCAGAAUCCAGCAUGCUUGCCUUCCUUCCUUCCUUCCUUCCUUCCUUCCUUCCUUCCUUCCUGGGAUAACGGUGGCUUUCCAUCAUGGAGCUUCUCUGGGAGGUUCCCCUUCAAGUAUUCUUCAGCCACCCAACUGCCUGAUUUGAUUUUUUUUAAAUCAUUGAUUUCUAUCCACCCUGCUCAAAGUUCUUCCUGUUCUGUUGAUCAAUGGCUCGUUGCUGAUUAAUGGGGAAAAGUUCCUUCUUAAGGUGCUCCUUCCAUCACAUUCUGGUGCUGUGUGGAACUUGACAGCUGCCAGUUGCAGACUGUAGUUAGACUUCUCCUCCCGCCCCUCUUUGUUUAGCUACUCGCCGUUGUGUUUGAUACUUUCAAUGAUAUUGAAAAGAAGAAGUUCAGAUCACUGCUGCUUCACAAGCGCACAGCCAUACAACACGCCUACCAACUGCUUGUCAGCAAACAGGUAUGUGGCUCUCUGCAUGUUUGCAUGCGUGUGCAUGUGAACAAGGUAACCGUUCUUUGUCUGUGGCAGUCAGCACUUUUGCUAAGUACCACUGCUCUUAUAAGCUUUGAGUGUUCCAGGAAUCUGGUGCUUUCAGUGAUCUGAAGCUCCAGGGUCCUCAUGGAUCUCAAUAUAUACAGAAGGGUAUAUUUUACCCUGCUGAUGAUGCUCAUCGACUGAUAAGGCUGACAUCAAGGCAAUAUAGUCAAUAAAACAGUCAAUAAAAGAUAAAAUCAGAGCAGUUUCUAAAAGUGUCAUUACAGCCAAGAUUACUAAAAAAAAGUUUUUUAAUCCAUCGCAGAAAAAUCUGCAUUAAAAUCCUUCAAAAACAAAAAAGGUUGUCACAUUGUGCAGCAAAUGAAAAAAAAAACCUUAUUAGAAAACAUGCAGGUGAAUGUUCUGUUGAUAGAAAAACUGUUGUAACUGGCAUAUCAGUUGUGUUGCCAAAAUAUACAAACAGCCAUUGGAUUUCUUGCUAGAUUUGGUCUCUUCAUGUGCACUUCUGUUGAGCGCCUGAUAAUGUUCCACUUCAUUUAUACUUAAAAAAGAGAGAAAGAGCACUUAUUUAUUUAGCUUUUAUAAGCAUUCAAACAGUAAGCGUAACAGAUCAGUCUGAUAGGCAAUUACAAGAAAUCAGUAUCAUUGAUAUAUGCACAGGGUCAUUACAGUAAGGUAGCACAAGGAACUACGCAUUUAGAUCUGGGAACGAAAUAGAAGAUAAUAUGUUUAACCCAAAAACUCCCUUUAUGUUUGAUAAACAGUGUCUUUUAUCGUUGGUCUCAAUAGUACACGCAGUCCUCCGUGAGCAGAGUGUUUAGGUGUGUGCCUUUCUAUCGUGAUGUCUUUGGCUGGUUGGAUGCUGUGGAAUGAUGGGAGGAACCAGCUGGGGAAAGAAGACUCAGAGCCAGGGGAUUGGUGGUGGGACAAUGAUGAGUGGUCAGAGGGAGAAGAGAGAGCAGACAGGGAGGAGGAGGAGAUAUCGGACACCGAAGAGGCAACAGGGUUUAGUGAGCAGGAAGAGUCUGUGGCAGAGAGCAAUUCAGAAUCAGAGGCAGAAGAGGAGGCUGGAGAGGAGGGAGGCCAAGAGGCAGAGAUGAGGAAGGCUGCUGGAGAAGCCAGGGAGUCUCCCCCUCCUGCUGCAACCAGCUUCCCUCUUCCCUGGUCUCCCAGAACCAAAGGAGGUAUGAAGAGGGUGGAGCAAAGACAGGCUAGAGGAAGGAGCCUCAAAUUGCUUGGGAAGGAACUGGGGGAGGAGGAGACUUUGGGAACACUGGGAAGGUGGGGACCUUCAGCCCUUGCAACUGCCUCAUUGGGGCAAGAGCCACUGAGAAGGUUUGCUGUGCUCAAUAGGCCUAGCUUCCUGAGCUGCCUUGUUUCUUUGAAUAAAGAGUUAACUUCACUGAAGACGUGUGAGUCCUUGCGGACCUGCUCCUGGCAACCGCUCCUGUCGCCUGACCUGAUUCUGAACACGGAGGGCAUAUUGCCUUGCACAUAUUAUCCUCCAGUUUCAUUCCCUGGCUGUAAAUGGAAGGCAGAUUGAGAAGUUUCUGUGGGCAACUCACUUAGGGAAAUCCUUUUCUCCCUUCUAGAGACCUUCUGGAAUCUCCUUCAAGCAGUUUGAUGGGCUGAUGCGGUUUUAUAAACCUCGGAUGAGCGCUCGAGACCGUUACCUUACCUUCAAAGCACUGAAUCAAAGCAAUACCCCUUUAGUCAGGUGGGGACCCCUCUAUUUGUGUCAGGUGGUAGGGGUGGGGCAAAGGGGUGGGGGUUAACUGAGAAGAGAAAUGGAUUCCAUGAAGAAUUAAAAGAGCAUCAAACACCCCUAAUUCUGAAACAAAGGAUGGUGUUCAACUAAGCUUUACUUGGCCUGGUAGCAAAUCGGCAACAAGUGCAGGUUUAUGAGCAGUAAUAUUAAUAUGCAGAUGGCCUAUGCGGUUACACAGUAGAAGCUUUCAUUGAGGUAGGGUAGAAUCUAGUUUUUGCAAAGUCUUAAUGAAAACUUGGGGGAGCUUCAGCCAAGAACUCUCAGGUCUUUGGACUGGAUAACUUAGUGAAGAAAUAACAACAACAACAACAACAACAACGAUACCCAUCUAACUGGGUUGCCCCAGCCAAUCCGGGCAGCUUCCAACAAAAUAUUAAAAACACAAUAAAACCGCAAACAUUAAAAACUUCCCUGUACGGGGCUACCUUCAGAUGUCUUCUUAAAGUCACAUAGUUUCAGAUAAACAACAACAAAUGGAAGGGCGUUGCACAGGGUGGGUGCUGCUACUGAGAAGGCCCUCUGCCUGGUUUCCUAUAUUUUCACUUCUCUCAGUGAGGGAACCAGCAGAAGGCCGUAGGUGCUGGAUCUUUGUCCAGGCUGAAUGAUGGGGGUGGAGAUGCUCCUUCAGGUACACAGGGCCGAGGCCAUUUAGGGCUUUAAAGGUCAGCACCAACACUUUGAAUUGUGCUCGGAAAUGUACUGCAAUGUGAUUUCACAUGAGCGAUGCCCUGAUUGUAAAAUCCAACUCUUAUAGAGGUCAAUCUUCUCUUUCAGUCUAAAGGAUAUGUACAAUUUCUAUGAAGUUGUUGGUUUAAAAUGGAAGGUAAGUGUUGUUGUUGUUUAUGGAUGUGGGGUAGCUAAGGAUGGGGGAGACAUUCUAUUCACUUCACAUUUGAAGGUGAAACCUACCGUAAUUGAUCAUCCUGAAACCAUAUGCAAAUUGAAACACAGCGAUCCUUUGAAAUUUCCACUUCUCUGAAUUUCACAGUGCCGAGUAAAACGUGUACAAAAAUGCAUAUACCAGGGUGAGGUGUCCACUGAAAAUAGCACGCAAACUGCAUGGUAUUAAAAGGAAUUGCUUUGCAAAAACGUGUACGUGAGGUAAAAAUCGCAUGCAAACAUAUAUUUUAGGAGAAAUUAACACCAAAUUGCUGGUGAAUUUUCACGAGGACUUAAAAAAACACAUUGCAGACUGAUGUGGAAAUGAGGAGAGCUGAAAAAUGAGGAACCGAGAGAGAAAGAAAUUGACAGAUUUGCCCAUUCUUAGGAAAGGGGAAGGAUAUGAGGGCACUGAUUUAUAUACUGUCAAAGAAGAGUUGUGUUGGUGGAGAUAGCGGAAACUCCUGGAAGAGGCGUCUUGUGCAGUUUUGUUUUAGCUUUUGUUACUGCCAAUAAUGCCACAAUGUGAAAACCAAGACAUCUUAAAUAAAGGCUGUUCUGUGGCCUGUUCCAUUUCUAGGCUAAAAGGAACCGGGAACAUUGGUUUGAUGAUCUUCCACGGACAGCGUUCCUUAUUUUUAAAGGUAAAGGCCUGGGGUUUCAGUGCCAAUGCAGCUGGAGGCCCUAGCGUGGUUAGAGUCUUGGACUAGGACCUGGGCCUCGAACCCCCACUCAGCCAUGUUGAAGUGGGUGACCUUGGCUCAGCCACUUGCUCUCAGCCUAAUCUACCUCACAAGAUUGUUGUGGGGACAAAAAAGAGCAGGGGAGGAGAACUAUGUACACCGCCUUGAGCACCUUGGAGGCAAUGCAAUGUAAUAAAUAAAGAAAUUUCCAAAGACAAGGCCCCCUCCCUAUGGCUUCUCAGGAGCUGCCUUCUCAUCCUAUAUGGGAAGAGGAACUGGCAGGAGUGGGUUCAAGCUCCUAGUAGUAGUAGUAGUAGUAGUAGUAGUAAUAAUUUAUUAUACCCCACUCAUCUGGCUGGGUUUCCCCAGCCAUUCUAGGGGGCUUCCAACAAGAGAUUAAAAAUACAUUAAAACAUCAGCCAUUAAAAAUUUCCCUAAACAGGGCUGCCUUCAGAUGUCUUCUAAACUUCAGAUAGUUGUUUAUUUCCUUGACAUCUGAUGGGAGGGCAUAUCACAGGGCGGGCACCACUACUGAGAAGGCCCUCUGCUGGUUCCCUGUAACUGCUUCUUGCAGUGAGGGAACUGCCAGAAGGCUCUGGAUCUCAAUGUCUGGGCUCAACGGUGGGAGUGGGGACGCUCCUUCAGGUAUACUGGGCCGAGGCUGUUUAGGGCUUUAAAGGUCAGCACCAACACUUUGAAUUGUGCUCGGAAACGUACUGGGAGCCAGUGCAGGUCUUACAGGACUGGUGUUAUAUGGUCUCGGCAGCCGGUCCCAGUCAGCAGUCUAGCUGCCGCAUUCUGGAUUAGUUGUAGUUUCCUGAUCACCUUCAAAAUUAGCCCCACAUAGAGCGCAUUGCAGUAGUCCAAGCGAGAGAUAACCAGAGCAUGCACCACUCUGACGAGACAGUCUGCAGGCAGGUAAGGUCUCAGCCUGCGUACCAGAUGGAGCUGGUAAACAGCUGCCCUGGACACAGAAUUGACCUGCGCCUCCAUAGACAGCUGUGAGUCCAGAAUGCAUCCCAGGCUGCGCACCUGGUCCUUUGGGAGCACAGUUGCCCCAUUCAGGACCAAGAUGGAUUCACAUCCCAAUUGUGAGUCAGUACAGGUGUUUUCCUCACCCAGCAACUAGCUCCCAAGUCUUUGUAUGAUUGCACUGUCUAGUGGGUUCCUGGAUGCAGCCCCAAAAUGUCAUAAGGAUAAGCUCUAAGCCUUUUUGAAUGUUCGCUUCAUCUUGAGAUGGCUUAUGCCAGGCUUUCCCAAACUUGGCUCUCCAGCUGUUGUUGGACUACAACUCCCAUCACCCCUAGCUGGCAGGACCAGUGGUCAGGGGUGAUGGGAAUUGUAGUUCAAAAACAGCUGGAGACCCAAAUUUGGGAAGCGCUUGCAGGUACAAUAGAUUUAGCAGUGCUGCAGACUAAGGUUCUUGUUUUUUAAACCCUAUGUAUGGAAAGUCGUAGUGGGAAGGAAGAGUUUGAAAUCGAGAUUCUAAACAUGUUUUCCCCUUAACACGUUCCUUCUUUCAACAGGCAUUAAUAUACUUGUGAAUUCCCGGGCCUUCCAGUAUGCCAUGUGUAAGUCUGAUGCCAACUCUUCAUUUCCCCCCAUUAGCUGCCCAGAAACGGAGUGUUCUCCAAGAAAAUUAAAUAUCCUAAACCUGCAGUAGCUUGUGGAGCUGUGUCCUUCAGAUGCCGCUAAGGGGUGUGGGAAUGGUAAUGCAAUAAAAUACAAUAUAUAAGAAAUAAGAUGCAAUUAAAAAUUGUACAGCUUCGAGCACAGUGCAUUACCAUUGCUAUAACAGGGAUAAAAAUCACGAAGGGAUCUGUCAAGGCCCUCAGAAAUUUUCAAGUGGACCAUGGAGGAAAAUAGUUUGGGAACUACUGCUCCAGAGCUCAACAGGGCUGGUGAGAAUCAGCUCGGCAAGUAGAUCAGUAGAAGCUCUUUUAAGAACUGGAGCCUGACUGUGCUUGUUUGAAAAAUUUAUUAACCACCUGUUGUCAAAUUAUUUCAGGGUAGUGUUUGCUGACCUCUUCCCUCCCCAUCUCUCUUUCCUUUUGUGUCAUGCUGUUUAGCCUUAGAGGGAAGGGGACUGCCUUGUUUUGCUAUACAGUGGUACCUUGGUUCUCAAACUUAAUUCGUUCCAGAAGUCCGCUCCAAAACCAAAGCAUUCCAAAACCAAGGCGUGCUUUCCUAUAGAAAGUAAUGCAAAAUGGAUUCAUCCGUUCUAGACUUUUAAAAACCCAUAAAACAGCAGUUUAACAUUAAUUUUCCUAUCUAACGAGAUCAUUGAUCCCUGAAAUGAAAGCAAUAGUCAAUGUCCUGUACUAUAAAAUAAAUAAGACAGCUUUGUAGAUGAUAAAAAUUAAAAUUAUUAUUAUUUUUUUACCUGCAAUGAUGAUAAUAGUCGUUAUUUGGAUGUGGGGCUUUUAUCCAUUUCCGCAUUCACACAAUCAAUCAAUCAAUCAAUCAGUAGCUGAUCUGGGUUCCAGACAGUCACAAAAACAAAUUAACUGAAAAAGCCUCAAAAACAAAAACGCAAAAUAAAUAGCAAAAACAAAAGCACCAAACUUAAUCUGUUCUGGAAGUCCAUUUGAUUUCCAUGUUCAAAAACCAAGACACAACUUCUGAUUGGUGCAGGCACCCUGGAAACAAUAGCCAACAACUGCAUCGGAUGUUUGGCUUCUGAAAAACGUUCGAAAACUGGAACACUUACUUCUGGGUUUUUGGCAUUUGGGAACCAAGGCAUUUGAGAACCAAGGUACCACUGUACUGAUCUUAUGUAUGCUGCUCUGGGGUCCUUGGGGGGGGGGCCUGAAGUGCUUUAAAAAAGCUUAAAAGCUAGGUUAAAAGUGCUUAAAACCAGUCAAAAUUUUGGUUCCUGUGUGAAGCAAUCCAAAGGUGACAUCUUAGCUGAAUCCAUGUGUUUGGAUGCUCUGUGCUGUGUCUGAAAGAUGGGCUGAUGGGGUUUUGUUGCGUUUUGUAGAUACUCUGUUGGCAGUGAACGGCCUCUGGAUCCUAGUGGAAACCUUUAUGUUGAGAGGUAUGGAAUAACACAGCUCUCUUCUGUUUGCUGACCCUCUUCCCUAUCAAGGUUUUAGUGCUCCCAUCUGAUAUGGUAUUUUCCCUCCCUCCCUCCCUCCCUCUCUCUCUGCUUUUUCAGAUGGGAUCUUCUCGCGAGAUGUCCCUUGGAGUUACAUUGUCUUCCUUACAAGUAAGUCUCGGCGCUCCCUGUUAUGAUCUCUGAAUAUACUCCUUCCAAACAUUUGUGCUUGUUGGGAUAUUUGUGUUCAUUUGUUUAAAAUAUGCAUAUAACACUAUUCAUUUAAAAAACAACAACCCCAGAGUGGUUUACAACAAUUAUGCAUAAAACCAUAGAACAAAAACCCUAUAAAAAAGUUAAAAUCCACACAACCUUUCGCCCCACAAAGGUCCACACUCUUAAAGCUCCUUUCUUUUUGUCCCAGAGCUUUCCCCACAAAAACGAGCUCUUUAAAGCUGCAGCACAACAAAUGAUAAUUGGGGUUUUCUCCAGAUAGUUGUUUGCUCCUUUUCAGCUUUAAAGAGCGGGUUUUCACGGUAAAAGCUCUGUUGCAAAAACAAGGUGCUAGGACACAGAGUUUUAAACUGUGAACCAUGCCUGGAAACACAGAGGGAAGGUAAGUGUGGAUACUGUUAUGGAAAGAUAUAUUCUUAAUUGCUUGCAAUAGAAAGUGUUCAUCAGACGUUUAAAAGUUUGCAUGGAAGGUGUCUGCUGAACCUCUAUUGGCAGAGCAUCACAUGAUACUGGGCCAGUUAUAUGAAAGGCUUGGUUUCUUGUUGUUGCGUGGCGAGUACCCGCCUCCCCCCUUGGAAAAUAAAGACACAAGACACAGCAUUUAAGGUUAAUGGGCGAAAAAGGCCACAACUUUAUUGAUUGCAGGAAUUGAGCGGUAUUGGCUUAGGCAUUGGUCCUAUCGACUAACCGGCUUCAGCCUGAUUGCUUGAAGACCAGCAAGGGUUAACCGCCAGCAGGGGGAGUCCUGCUGAUGUACAUCAACUAGGAGCUCCCCCGGGGUCAUCGCUCGGGGGCGUGCCUUAGGCCCACACCUCCAUAGGCUUCGGACAGGGCAGCGCCCCCCAGAAUCCUUUACCGGACUACCCUUCGAUUUGGGGGAAAGUGAUGGCGCUUCCUUCCCCCCCUCUCAUCUGCAUAACAAUACCCUUACCAAUGCCUAACCGCCAAUGCCGAGGAAGAUUUGCUACGAGGUAGGGGAAAAAACCAAAUGGCUGGUGCCAAUUUGCCAAGUGUUUUCAAUUUGCCAAUUGUUUUCAAAUGAGCCUUGACAACUCGGGGAACAACCCACCUUCUUAAGCCUGUUGUCUCAGUGGCGGUAUCUGCGUUGGUCAACAGAUGCAGUUUGUUGCUUGAAACUAUCCAAGCAAAGCUCCUCUGGGGAAGGGCUGCAGCUCAGUGGUAGAGCAUCUGCUUUGCAUGCAAAAGGUCCCAUGUUCAAUGCGCAGCAUCUCCAGGAAAGACUAGGAAACUUUUGCCCGAAACUCUGGAGAGCUGCUGCCAGUCAGCGUGGACAGCACCAAAUUAGAUGGACCCGACUCUGCAUAAGGCAGUUUCUUAUGGUCAAGUGGAAGGUUUUUCCUGCUUAUACAGUGCUAUUGUGUUUUUGUAUGUGCUGGGAGCCACCCAAAGUGGCUGGGGAAGCCGGUCAGAUGGGUGUGAUAAAAAUAAAAUAAAAUUAAAAUAAAAUAAAAUAAAUUAUUUAUUACACUAUGUUAGAAGGUCCUUGUUAGAGGCCCAGCUCUUGAUGCCCUCCUCUUCUGAGGAGAGCUGGGUUGAAAGGCUAGGUUGUAAGAAAACACUUCUAGAUCAGCCUUUGGGAGAGGAUGUUAAAUGACAGCUCUCUGCUUUCACUGAGUCCUAGAAGAGCUUUAAUAGAAGUCUCUAUUAAAGGAGCUCCAGAUUCUUCCAUGUUGGCUGCUGGUCCACUUUCCCCUCAGACAUGGGUUGCUUCCCUGAGCUCGUGAAGGUGUGUGUUGUCAAAUUUAAUGCCAAAGGUCACAUCUGAUCUUCAGCCUGCAUGUGAUGUUAUUAUUUUCUCUUGUGUCAACAGUCUAUGGGGUUGAAGUGCUCCUGAAGAUCACUGGGUUGGGGCCUAUUGAAUACCUGUCAUCUGGCUGGAACCUGUAAGUGUGUGUCGUCAUUCUGUUUUGUUUUUUUUAAAUAAUAUUUAUUGAGUUUCCAAAAAUUUAAACACUACAAACAAAAAAGCAAAAAAACAACAACAAACAAAAAACAACACAACACAAUACAAAAACACUACAAAACACUAACACACAACACAAAUAAAACAAAACAAAGACCAUUUAAAGCACAUUAAACAAUUUCAAUGUCAUAUCUUUCGUUCGCUUAUUUCCACGACUUCCUCACACCUCCCUUUUUGUAUUCCACAUCAAUUAAUUAUUUCAGCAAUUCCUUUCCAUCUUCCUCUGUUUUCUAUCCUAUAAUUAUCUUAACACAUUCUAACCUUAUUUUGUUCCCUUUAAUGCUCUAUUAAUCUAUUUAUACUUAAUUCCUUAUAACAUUUCUGCUAAAGCCAUAUGACUUCAUUCCAACUUUGUUCUAACAUUCAUUAAUUUUGCAAUAUUUCUAUAAAUAGUCUUUAAACUUCCAGUCUUCUUCCACCAGCUCUUCUCCCUGGUCUCGGAUUCUGCCGAUUCUCUCAGCCAGCAAAAAGCAGAUGAUUCACAACAAAAUUUAAGGGUCUAGCAGGGCAAGUCCACUUCCUUCUUUAGCAUCCGUUAAUAUCUUAAAUUUUACUCGAGGCUUCCUGCCCUGCCAACCAAAUCUAGAGACGUCCCUCUGCCACCUCCUGAGACAAUCCCUCCCAUCCAAAGCUUGCAAUGUUUGAAACAAAAGCAACAUCCCCGACAUCACAGCAACCCUUGUCCCCACCACAGCAACUCGGCCCAACAAUAACAACUUCCAAUUUAACCCUAUUUCCAAAUCCCCCUUCUCUUCAAGCCAACGUCCUUCACAGUUGCCCUUGAAUAAAUUCACAUUUCUGGCGGUCAUACUAACCCCCAAAUACCUCUCUUUCUCAACCAAUGUUAGUCCUAUCUCCUCCUGAAACUCUAUCAAGCUUUCCUUUUCCUCAGGUAGGGCUCUGAUCCUCAAUUUCAUCUGUUUCUCUUGUAAGUUCAGUCAUAACAAGUGUCAGCUUGUAUUCAUCAAGUUGUCCUUGUAUGGAUGGGACUCUCUCUCUCUCCAGUUGAAUUACUUUAACUUCAGCAGCAAGGGUUUCCUCCUUAACUUCAUCCGCCGUUUGCCGUAUCAGGGUAGAUUCCUGUAUCAAUUUCUGGGUGGUUUCUGUAUUGGUAUUCACCUUUUGACCCAGGUUAUUUAAACUUUCUACCAUUAAGUAAAUUUUAAUAUUUGCAGCAUCCACUUUCAUAUUUAUCACAUCUGUUUUCUUGUGAAGCUGUUCCAGCGAGUCAUUUAUUUUCACUAAUACAACCGCUAAGGCCUCUUCUGGCGACAUUCCGUCUUUCCCAUCUGCCAUAACACUCAAUAGAUUCAAGGUCAGUCUCACAGUCUCACGGUUUUUAUCUUACAGCUGGAAAUUUCCCAGCCCAGAUCUUAUAUAGCCGCCAGUUUCAAGAACUUCCACUAGAGGGAAACAGUUUCUCUUUGUAUUGAUAAAUAAUAUCCUCUUAUAGGCACAGUUCAAACGACCCAAAACUAAUUUCAAUUUUCAGUUACUUUCACUGCUGGAGACAGUAGAAACAAUGUGUCUUCUCUUAUGCUAACUGUCAAUGAACGAUCCAAACGCUGUCAAUAAACGCCCCACCAAACGUCGGACCUACUAGCAGCCCGUUCCCAGGGUCCGAGCGGCGGUAUUUUACCUCUCUUGGUCUCUUCUGCAGGCAAACUCAGUCCACAACUCCCCCCCCCUUCUGCCUCCAAGGGGGGGGGAUUAUAUUCUUUACUUAUGGAAAUUUAGUCUUUUACAAAAAGCUUUCCAAGACUUCAGCUUGCAGCCUCAAUUGCUUCAGUCUAUUUACAAAAGGGGAAGGCGGACUUCCUGUAUUGAACCUUCCCCGUUUCGAUGCCAAAUUAGACGUUUUAAAAAUCCAAUUUUCCCGAUUAAGCUCUACUCACGGGUAGUUACUUUAGAGUCAAAUUGUCCACAGGAAAAAGUCAGCGCUCUCCCGACAACAGCUAUGCGGCUUUGCUCCGUGGAAGAAGCAGAUGAUUCGAAGCACCGCGCCUCUCACCCCACGUCACUCUGGAUCCCCGAAACUGGGUUUCCCCACGAGUGGGGGAGGCGCAAAAGGUGCCCGCCGAAUCCCACGCUCACAGGCUUCUCCCGCCUGUGAUUUUUAACGGGUCUCUGCCUUCGCCGUGGCGGCCAGACCCAGAUUUCCACGGAGCUGAUUCCUCCCGAUCAGAGGAAUCCAGCCAUUGCCGGAGGCGCCUCCCCGGAAGUCCCCGUGUGUGUCGUCAUUCUGUGUCAUAAAUUAUUUUUUUUUAAAACGUUUAUAUUUUAUUGAGAUUAUUCUAGUAAUUUAAAAAAAGAAAGAAAAAAAAGAAAGAGAAUAUAUAAAAAUACAUUUUAAAAAGUAGAGGAAAACAGCAAUAACAAAAUAACAUAAAAUGUACAUAAAAUGUAAGUUUACGAAACUAUACAGUUAUAUACAUAGAUAAAUUUGUUUCGACAAAUACGUUCCAAAUAUCAUUACAUUUGUCCAGGCAUAAUCUUCAUCUGAAAGUGAUUCGUUCAUGGGCUGCAAGAGCUGUCGUGUCAUCUAUCCAUUGAUUGAAGGGGGGUAUAUUUUUGUCCUUCCAUUGUAUCAGUAUCAAUUUUUUUGCAGAUGUGAGGGGAUAGAGAAUCCAAAUGUCAAGCCCUAUAUAUGAGGUGCAGUCGUACCUUGGAAGUCGAACAGAAUACGUUCAACUUCCAAAACGUUUGGAAACAAAGGCGCGGCUUCUGAUUGACUGCAGGAAGUUCCUGCAGCCAAUUGGAAACCGCAGAACCCGCGUUGGACGUUCAGUUUCCAAAGAACGUUCGCAAACCAAAACACUCACUUCCGGGUUUUCAGUGCUCAGGAGGCAAAACGUUCGACUCUCAAGGCAUUCGGGAUCCAAGGUAUGAACUGUAUAUAGUUUAUGCGUCAGAGACUAAAGCAGGGAAAGGGAACCUCAGGCCUGAGGGAGGGGCUAGAUGUGGCCCUUUGAGUCUCUCUAUUUGGCCCUCGAGAGUCUCUCCCAGGCCACACCCAUCACAGUCCCUGCUUUACACCCUCCUUGAGCACUUUUGCCUGGCCAGAAUGUUUGCAAACUCCUUCCUUGCCUGAAUGGGGUAUAGAGUCCAUAAACAUUAGUUGCUGCACCCAUUUUUUCUUCCGGCCCACCCACCACCUCCCUGUUGGUCCGGGGGGGGGGCGUUGCCUAUAGGGGAAUGCAGCUCUUCUCCCCAGGGACACAGGCUUAAAAGUUCAUCCCUGAAGAUAUUUGUUCUUUUCCCCCUCUCUCUUUUCCAGCUUUGAUUUUUCUGUCACCUUGUUUGCAUUCUUGGGCCUCCUGGCACUGGCGUUAAACAUGGAGCCGUUCUACUUCAUUGUAGUCCUGCGGCCUCUGCAGUUACUGAGGCGAGUAAUUGGUUGAAUAUGUACAGAGGGAAUGGCAAACCCAAGAGCUCGAACGAUUCGUUCCUAACUGAGGUUUGAUGAAGGCCUUGGCUGACAGGAUGCCGAGAGGCCAGUCUGGGGGUCAGGAGAAAGGGGAGAGCAGUUGUAUUAUUGUUCAUUUUAAUUGCGUAUGGACUCCGUUGUUGCUUGCAAACGGUUUAGAAGCCAUUUUGGCAUGUAAGUGGUAUAGAAUAAAGAAUGUUAAUAAUCAUAUUGCGUCCCAGUUCUGGGCACCACAAUUUAAAGAGGAUGUUGACAAGCUGGGAUGUGUGGAGAGGAGGGCAACCACGAUGAUCAAGGCUCUGGAAACCAAGCCUUAUGAGGAACGGUUGAAGGAGCUGGGUAUGUUUAGCCUGGAAAAGAGGAGACUGAGAGGAGAUAGGAUAGCCAUCUUCAAAUAUCUCAAGGGCUGUCAUAUGUCAUAUUGUUCCCAUAAGAAGGAACAAGCUUGAUUUCUCCUGCUCUGGAGGGUAGGACUCGAAUCGAUGGUUUCAAGUUGCAAGAAAGGGGAUUCCGACUAAACAUCAGGAAGAACUUUCUGACAGUAAGAGCUGUUUGACAGUAGAACGGCCUCCCUUGGGAGGUUGUGGACUCUCCUUCCUUGGAGGUUUUUAAGCAGAGGUUGGGUGGCCGUCUGUCAGGGAUGCUUUAGCUGAGAUUCCUGCAUUUCAGGAGAGAGGACCCUUGAGAUGGAUGCCUUCUGACUCCACAAUUCUAUGAUUCUAUAUUGUAACAAUUGCAUCCUUCUGUAACUCAUGCAUGUUGCUGCCCACUCCCUUUUUGUUGUUGUUGCAGGCUGUUUAAGCUGAAGAAACGCUACCGGAAUGUCUUGGAUACCAUGUUUGAGCUGUUCCCCAGAAUGGCCAGGUAACUGAGAGCGGAAGGUGCAGCAGACACUGAUGGCCACCAACUUGGAUGGCUUUAAAAGAGGACUGGACAAAUUCAUGGAAGAAUAAGGCUAUUGGUAGCCACUAGCCAUGAUGGCUGUGCUCAAGAGGUAGUUAUGGCCACAAACUUUACAUUAGCUUGAAAAAUUAUGCUAUCAUAGGCUACUAGCCAUGAUGGCCGUCUUUUGCCUCUGAAUACCAGUUGCUCAAAUCAGGUGUGAACACUGCUGUUGCACUUGGGUCUUACUUUCAGGCUUCUGAUUGGAGUGUCUUGUUGAUCAUGGGAGAACAGGAAGUCGGACUAAAUGGGCCUUUGGCUCUUCCUAUGUUCUUAAAGACCACAAUAAACAAUGUCAACAUACAAAAACUCACCAGGCCCUUCUGAUGGCCAGUGGCUCUAGGUCAAGAGGGCACUGAAGCCUUUCUCGUUGGCUCCCUCUUUUUCUCCUGGGAUCCCUUCCAUGUCUUGCACGGUCGAGCUUUAGAGUCCUUGGGCUUCUCUGCUGAAGGCAUCGGAACGGAGCAGAUUCCCUUAGAUCACCAUAAACUCCCUAACAGAAAAGCCUAGCUGCCCAUGAUUUUCGCUUUGCUUAACCUUGGCUUUUUUCUCCUUUAGCCUAGGUUUAACAUUGCUCAUCUUCUAUUACUGUUUCGCCAUCAUUGGCAUGGAGUUCUUCUCAGGAAAGCUCUUCCCAAAUUGCUGCAAGUGAGUGCCCAGCAUUUUCCUUCCGUCUGGAAAGUAUUUACCGUGCCUUAAAGUCGGGAGCCUUAAAGAUGUGUCUGAAUGGAAGUGGGGAGAGAUAGGUUCAAGUUCUGCAUUGUUUACCUUGCAGGAUUGUUUUGAGGAUUCAAGUGGGCUGGGCUGGGCAGGGCAGAGGCGGGUGGGUGGGUGGGUGGAAUGGGAAGAACUCUAUACAGCAUCCUAAGCACUUUUUGGAAGAGGGUGAUAAAAAUAUCAUUAGUUGUCCAUUUGUUUCUGGGUCCAAUUCAAGAUGCUCAUGUUGGCAUUUAAAGCCCUAAACUUGGGCCCCAAAUAUCUGAAUACUGCCUCUUUCCCUGCAGAACAUAUCAGGUGUUAAGAUAUGUAAAGGAGGCCCCUCUUAGUAGUUCCACCUACCCCUGCAGUUUGGGGUGAUGGCAGCCUGGGAGAGGGCCUUCUCUGUGGGAGCCCCUAAGCAGUAGAACUCCCUCCCCUUUGAUGUGCUCCUGGCACCUUCACUAAACAGCUUCCAGCCACUGCGGAAGGCACACUGGCCCUCGACACCUGGACCCGCCCUAUUCCUGUGAUUGUAAUCUAACUCUUUUACAUUACAAUUACAGGAAUAGGAUGGGCCCUGAAAACACACAUCUCAGGUGUCGAAGGCCAGUAGCCACCGCCACAGGUCCUUGAAGCCACUGAGUUGCGUUAACUCAAUAAUAAUAAUAAUAAUAAUAAUAAUAUUUGCACCCCACCCAUCUGACUGGGCUGAUUACAGCAUCACGGCCUUAUGGCUUCUGUUCUGGGACACAGAAACAUUUUCCAGGCUACCCACCCCCUCUGCUGUCCAGAGUUACAUUUGUAAAAAAAUAAAAAACCACCUCAUCCCUUAUAUACUCGACAAAUGGCUGUGUUCUCCUGGAGAGGGCCUCCUGCAGGUACCACUGUAUCAGGAGGUCCAUUUUGUGUGAUGUCAUAAACAGGGCCCUUAGUGUGGUGGCACCUAAUUCUUUGGAACGCCCUCCCUUUGCAUAUCAGUCUGGCACCAUCUCAUUCUGUCUUUAGAAGGCUUUCCUCUUUCAACAAGCCUUCUAAAUGGAGAUUUUUUAAAAUCCCAGUGGGCAUUUAUAUCAGAUGUGAGUCCCACCCCCCCAUAAGUGCCACAAUGUUUUUUUCAAUUGUGUUUAUAUAGGUAAUUGUUUUAUAUAAGUUUUUAUUGUCUUGUGAAAUUGCUUUGAAAUGUUUCAUGGGAAGUGAUUCAUAAAUAAAUGGAAAAGGGUAUAUCGUCAAGCUACUGUGAGCCAUUUUGUAUUAUUAUUUUCAAACAUUUUCACAAUAAUCUUCAUACCAAAUAGUUGCAAUGUUUCAUAAAUUCACUUCCCGCCCCCAUUUCCCCAGUGUUUUUACUCAGACCCUUUCUACUGCAUUGUAUCUUUUAUCUACUACACAAAAUUUCUCUGUUACAAUCAUUUUAUCAUUUUUCUUCCCCUGCUUUUAUCUCAAAUCCUGCCUCUGAUUUCAUUUGACUAUAGUAUCUUUUUUAAAAAAUAGUCCACAAAAACAUUUUGUACCUGCUUCUCCGUUCAGCGCCAGCACGGUGGCAGAUUCCUAUCGCUGGGUCAACCAUACCGUGGGAAACAGGACGGUGAUGGAAGAAGGCUACUACUAUCUCAACAACUUCGACAAUGUUUUGAACAGUUUUGGUAAGAGCACAAAUCCUAGCGCCCUCUGCUGAUGUAGCCAGGAAAUGCCGCUGGGGAAUUCGGUAGGGACUUCUGCAAGAGACGGUUGCUGCCUGUGAGCAGGGUGAAUAAAAAUCAAUGAUUUGAAAAAUAAAAAAACCAGAUUUUUAAAAAUUUAAAUCAGAGGUUUUUUUAUUUAAGUCAGGUUUUUUAAUAUUAAAUGUUUUUGGAGCAAACAUCUUUCUGAAUACAGUUUUCUGUUCAAGUUACAUUAUAGUCCAAAGGCUAUUCAUCAGGAAAUAAGGAUUUGUUUUAAGUUUUUCAUGUGUGCUAAAACUCAGUUUUUUUUAAAAAAAACACCACACCGUUUAACCACAUCAGUUAACAAACAUGGAUACAUAUGCUCUAAUGUUAUUGUUUUAGUUAAAUAAAUUGUUUAAAUUGUUAUUAAGGAAAUGAUUAUUUUUCUCCUUCCAAUAAAGUACUGCAGAAAAGUUGUCCAAAUAUAAACAGUCAACUUAUUUAACCUCACAAUAAUUUCAUAAUUAUCUGUCAAUGUAUUUCUAAUAGUAGAACCAAAUCCGUAAUUUUUGAUAUAACCGUAAAAACUACUCUGAAAAUUUAUUAUUCCAAAAAUGAAACCUUCAUCUGGUUGUAAAUAUUAAGAUUAUACGAGCAAGAAUUAGUCUUUCUGUAAAAAAAAUUGAUUUAAAUCAAGUCUUACUGACUAGUGAUUUAAGUAAAGUCUUGCUGACUAGUGAUUCUGAGCCAAUCGGAAGCUGCGCCUAGGUUUUCUAACUGUUUUGGGGGUUGAGUGGACUCCCGGAACAGAUUAAAUUCGAGAACCAAGGUACGGCUGUACAUGAUUCCUGCAAAACAGGCUGGUGUGGGAGUUGUUCAGAAACAUGGACCAGCUCCAUGAUGGCUGCCCCUGUUGCUUUCCUUGAUUGGAUAGUGAGCCAGCCACGCAUGGCCAAUCAGAGAUAAUGACCUAGUGCUCAGUUCUCAGCUGGGCAGUGAGCCCCGAUUCACCACGUGCGAUUGGCUCACUUUCGCCCAAGAAGGUGUGACCCAAGAAGGUUUCGCAGGAAGUGACCCAAUGUUCCGGUUUCAUCUAGCCCCCAAAUUCAAGACUGCUGAGGGGGAACUGAGCCACAACAGUGACCAUACAAGUGUUUGUUCUUCCCCUCUUUUUUUCCUUUUUGCAGUUACCCUGUUUGAGUUGACAGUUGUCAACGACUGGUACAUCAUCAUGGUAAGUAGCACUCUGCCGCUCCCUGCCAGGAGCUUUCUUCUGUAAUAAUGUGGCUUGUGAUUCCUUGGUGUCUGCGCUACUGCGCAUUGGUUCAUCACUGGCCAUUAGAUCAUUGAUCAUUGCAGGGAAUAUGCCAAACAACUGGGCACAUGGAAGUGAAAAGUAGAGGGAGCCAGUGCAAUAUGAUUCUGGUAGGAAUGCUAUACUAAUGCUGGGAAGACCUGGGUUCAAACCUGCCACACUCAAGCAUAAAGUCCACUGGGCGAACUUGAAUUAGUGUCCCUCAGUUCACCCAUUGAGGGGAUGAAAUGAGUGUGAGAAGAGAUAGAAAGAGAAAGUUAAGUGAGUGAGACCCAGGCUCCUCCUGGCCUGACUAUUAUAGUCAGUACGACCUUGACAGAAACAUAACAGAACCAGUUUAAACCAGCUGUACUCAGCUUCCCAGAAGGAAUAACCAAAACAUCAGAAACCUCUUUCCUGUUUCUCUCACAUAGAAAUAAACCUUCUAGAAUCCUCCUGAACCAAUCAGAAUAGGAAAGCUCUCUGCACAUCAGAUCAAUGCUUUCUGCUCUAAGAAAUUAAAACUGGCAAUAUUUUCCUUUUCAGGAAGGGGUGACAUCGGAGACUUCGCACUGGAGCCGCCUCUAUUUCAUGAUUUUCUAUAUUGUGACCAUGGUAAGCGGAGUUGCCAACUGUGCUAUUUUGUGAAGCAGUCCUGUGGCUACAGUCUGUAUGUUGUGGUGCAGGGGUGGGGCCUCCAGGCGUUGUUGGACUCCAACUCCCAUCAGCCCCAGACAAUGGUCAGGGAUGAUGGGAGCCGUAGUCCAGCAAAUUCAGCAGGGCCACAUGCUCCCUGCCCUGUUCUGUAGCCUUCACAGUCACUCCCAAGGACCAGAAAUAUAGUUUGCCAGCAAAGCAGUCAAACUUUCCUUUUUGAUGCAUGGUCAUCUGACGAAGGGUUGUAGCAUCAUUUAUGGUUGAUCCUAGAGCAGGGUUUCCCAAAGUUGGGUCUCCAGCUGUUUUUGGACUACAACUCCCAUUAUUAUUAUUUAGAAGACAUCAUCUGGCAGCCCUGUUUAGGGAAGUUUUUAAUGUUUGAAGUUUUAUUCUGUUUUUAGUCCUCUGUUGGGAACCACCCAGAGUGGCUGGGGAAACCCAGCCAGAUUAUUAUUAUUAUUAUUAUUAUCCCUGACUAGCAGGACCUUUGGCCAGGGAUAGUGGGAAUUGUAGUCCAAAAACCGCUGGAGACCUUACCCUACUCCAUAAGUCAGCUUGAGUAGAGCAGUGAAAUAAAUAAUUUGGAUGAGCUGUUUUUGCAUUGCUGCUGACCUUUUCCUUCCCCCACAGGUGGUGAUGACAAUAAUUGUAGCUUUUAUAUUGGAGGCGUUCGUGUUCCGUAUGAACUAUAGCCGGAAGAACCAAGAUUCAGGAGGUCAGUGGGGUCACCCUUGCAACUUGUUUGUUUCCUUCCUUAUUUAUAAUAAUAUUUUCAGACCGCCUUCCAGGCACCAUAUCAAAACAGUGCACAAAAAAUAAAUAAACGUGUGAGUGCAAAAAACAUAAAAAAUUUGUAAAAACAAUGCAGGAUAAUCAUUAAAGGGGCUGGCUCAUCCUAAGAGAGUGGAAACAAAUGAACAGGCCUAUCACAGACUUGUAGAGUUGUAAGGGGGACCACAAGGUUCAUCAAGUCCAACCGCCUGCAUUGCAGGAGUCACAGCAGGAAUCAACUUUUUAAAAGUGCCUUCAAAAGAUUCUGUGCUUUAAAAGCAACAGUGCCUGCUGAAAGAUUGGGACUAGUGGCAUUGAAUGGGUGUGGAAGCACUUUUGAGCCAUUUAUUAUUAUUAUUUUUGAUCUAACAGCAGUCGGCCUUCUAUGGACCACACGGGACAGGCAGGCAGGACUAGCAGUUGCCUGAUGUCAUCGUACAUCAGGUCCCCCAAAUGUCAAGCCAAAAUUCUUCAGCAAUGAAGCAUCACGUUGUGGGUGCAUUGUGAGCAAGCUCCCCCAUUCUUCCUCUGCAGCCACGUCUUGAACUCCCCCCCCCCCCCGCUGGGCGCUGUGUGAUGAUGUCAUGUGUAUGGCCCAGUGGGCAUGCGUGGCUUGCCCAAAAUGGCCUGGUGAGCCAAGUCAAAGAGGCUUGAGCAGGCCUGAUUUUGCCUGAGGUUUCCUUGCCGCUUUCCCCUUCCGUUACCCAGACAAGCCUUGUCCUUGCCUUUCUCCUCUGCAGAAGACAUGGGCAUUGUUUUCGAGAGAGAAGUCUCCAAGGAAGAACUGACAGCUGUCGCAGAGCUAUAUGGAAGGAACUGCAUUGCCUCGGCUGCCAGCCAGCUGCUCAAGGUCAUUUCCCAGAUGGACAGGCACAGGGUGAGUAAUGGGGACUGGAAUUCCAGCAUCUUCUGUUCACCACUUUCCAGGUAUCCUCUCUCACCUCGCCACCACUUGGCUGGUCUUGUUCAGAAUGAUAAAACUUAAAUCACUUCUGAUUUAGAAUGCUAGAGGGUAUCCCUCUGUGGCCACUGGUCCUUGAAGAGGAAGGUAACAGAGCAAUUCAGAUUCCCCCACGCUUCACAUGUUGCAUAUUUUUCCAGCACAGAUUAUUGGGGGGUGGGGGGGUGGAGAUGCACACACUGGAAUGCCACAAUAAGCAUGUACAGUGGUACCUCAGGUUACAUACGCUUCAGGUUACAGACUCCGCUAACCCAGAAAUAGUACCUCGGGUUAAGAACUUUGCUUCAGGAUGAGAACAGAAAUCGUGCUCUGGCGGCGCAGCAGCAGCAGGAGGCCCCAUUAGGUAAAGUGAUGCUUCAGGUUAAGAACAGUUUCAGGUUAAGAACGGACCUCCGGAAUGCAUUAAGUACUUAAACUGAGGUACCACUGUAGUAGAUUUCUUCAAUAAUCACACCAUUGUGAUGUUUAUGGCAACUUUGUUUGCCCUUAGUCAUAGCAGUGGCUGCUUGGGGACUCACAAAAGUGGAGUCCCCAAACCUAUAAAUUACACAGGAUUAUCUAGAGAGGCACUCCGUUGCCUUAGCUUUACACAGGCAUAGAAAUUAAGUCCCAUUCUCAGAGGAAAAUCAUGCCUGCAUUAUAUGGGUUAGAUGCCUGGUUCAGAAGAACAGGAUGCAUCCUCUAUCAAACUACCGUAUUUUUCGUUCUAUAGGACGCACAUUUUCCCCUCCAAAAAUUAAGGGGAAAUGUGUGUGCGUCCUAUAGAGCGAAUGCAGGCUGCGCCACUAAGCCCAAAGCCAGAACAGGAAGACGGAGCACUGCGGAGCGCUCCGUCUCGCGGUUCUAGCUUGGGGAUGGCUGCGCGCAAAGCCUCUCCAGGGCAGCGGGGUGCCUUCACCCCGCUGCCCUGCAGAAGCUAGCAAGGCUGUUCCCAAGUCAGAACAGCGAGACGGAGGGCUCCGUCUCACUGCUCUAGCUUGGGGAUGGCUGCGCGCAAACCUCUGCAGGGCAGCGGGGCGCUGCGCUCCAAAGGCUUCAGGGAUCUUUGAGGCUGGCGGUGGGGGAAAGCAGCGCUUCCCCCCACCGCCAGCCCCACAAGCUCUGGUGAAUGUACCUUGAAUGCACCUUGUUUUAGAGGGGGAGAACAAGAAAAAAAAAAUUUUCCCUGUUCUCCCCCUCCUAUGGUCCGGUGCGUCCUAUGGAGCGAAAAAUACGGUAACUCAAGGCUGAGUUUUUUCUCCACAAAUGUUCUCGACACCAUUUUACAGUUGGAGCAAGCAGAUUCUCCUAACAAUAUAAUUUCACGUACUUGUUUUUACAUCCCUUCUAGCAUUUGAAACCUCCAUUGUCCUAGGUGCAUUUCGCAACAGGGAAUUUCAUUAGCGCAACAGUUUCUGAGCUCUGAGCACAGUACUGUGCCUCAGAUUUCUGGUUAAAACUGAAGAGUGGAAGGAAAGGAGGACCUUUUUCUGCCUCCCCACUUCCAGCUACUCUCUGAAGACUGGGGAAGAGACCCUCUUAAGAAUAUUAGAUGGGUGGGCGGGCAGGCAGGGGAAGACUAGACCAUGCGAAGAAUGAACAUAAUAUUUUAGCUGUAGUUCAUUCAUUUUCAGUGUUGUAUUCUUGUUAUAUAAAAGUGCACCUAGACAUUCCGUUGUUGUGCCCAUAACCUUGGUUUAAGGUGCCAUUUAGCUCCUGGUUUUCAUAUCUCAGUUUCUAACACUGAUUGCUUCACAUGUAGACUAUCUAUCAAGCAUAUACAGUUGUACUUCAGUUUAAGAACAGUCCGGUUUAAGAACCAUUCAGUUUACAAACUCCGUAAAACCGGAAAUAGCGUCCCGGUUUGAGAACUUUACCUCAGUCUAAGAACGGAAUCUGAACGGUGGAAGGGCACUGGCAGCGGGAAAGCGCACCUCGGUUUCAGAACGGUUUUGGUUUAAGAACGGACUUCCGGAACAGAUUAAGUUCGUAAACCGAGGUACCGCUGUACUAUAAUUCCCACUACAGGCACCAGGUUCCCAUAACUUCAGCUUCCGGACAAACUCAGGUAGGAGUGCAAUAUUCACAUCUUAACAGUGUUUACAUGCUCCCACCCCUCCCAGCACACACAGAGCUUGAUAGGAAAAAACCACAACCUGUCCCCUGUUUGGCCUUUGGAUUCCAGCCGUCAGUUUCAUUUAUUUGUAUCUAGUCAUCAAAAAAUUCCAAAACUAACAUUUAACAGUAGGGAAAUAGCACAAGGUAACAUCAGUGGAAGUUAACUCUGAGCUUAAUAAGGUAUGACAUGAACAAGUUUAAAUGCUGAAUUUUAAGCAAAUCACAGCAAUGUUUCCAUUUAAUAAAAAGGAUUGUUCCUGUUUUAACUAAUAUUAAAAUUAAAUGAAUUUAUGCAAAUCCGAAUAAAAUCGUGUAAGACGCAAAUGCCCCCAGCUUUCAAGAAUUUAUCUCCUCUUAUCUGAUAGAAAGCCUGCAGUGGUUGCAGUUGCAGUCUUGAGUUCCCUGUAGAUAAAGUUAGAGAUUUGCUCAGGUCUCUCUUGGUGGUGAGAUCCCUGUGUGCUCCUAGCAGCACCAAUAUUAGCUGUAAUCCAACUCUGGCACCCUUCAGAGGCAGUUGCCUUCUUCCUUCCUCUUAUUGCUUCUCUUCCAUCACUUCAGCAAACGUCCAUGCUGUUCCUGGGGCGGCGAUCAAGGACCAAAAGCGAUUUAAGCAUGAGAAUGUAUGAGGAAGAAAUACAGGUAAGAUAUGUGAAACUGCUCGCAUCCUAGUUAUGGUUAUGCAAUGGUCCCUGUAGCUUGGUGGACUCAGGGAUCUUCUUGGAGGUGCUGCCAGCCCCGUAAAAAAGGUUAAGUUAAGUCCAGUUGCAGACAACUCUGGGGUUGCGGUGCUCAUCUCGCUUUACAGGCCGAGGGAACCGGCCUUUGUCCGCAGACAGUUUUUCCGGGUCAUGUGGCCAGCAUGACUAAACCACUUCUGGGGAAACCAGAGCAGUGCACGGAAACGCCGUUUACCUUCCCACCGGAGCGGUACCUAUUUAUCUACUUGCACUUUUUGAAGUGCUUUCAAACUGCUAGGUUGGUAGGAGCAGGGACUGAGCAACGGGAGCUCACCCUGUUGCAGGGAUUUGAACUGCCAACCUUCUGAUUGGCAAGCCCAAGAGGCUCAGUGGUUUAGACCACAUUGCCAAAUAAAUACUGUCUAGGAGAGUGGGCAACUUUCCCUAGCCUCAUGCCUCUAAAGCAGAGGUGGGGACUCUCUUGUCUUCGCCAGAUGCUGUUGGAGCUACACUUCCUUUCUAUCUUCCCAGACCAUUGGUUAUGCUCACUGGGGCUGAUGGGAGUUGGAGUCUAGCCAGCUGUUUUUUAUGUGGUGUAAUGCGCCCUAGGACCUUAAGGUAAAGGAUGGGCAAUAAAUGGCUCAGAACCAUAAUACCUCAAGGACUGCCUCUCUCCAUAUGAACCUACCUGGACCCUCAGGUCAUAUUCUGAGACCCUCCUUCGUGUGCCCUCCUUCAUGAGAGGUCCAGAAGGUGGUAACACGAGAACAGGCCUUUUAUGCAGUGGAUCCACAUUUGUGGAAUGCUCUUCCUAGGAAAGUCCUAGGCACCUUCAUUAUACACUUUGAAGCGCCAGGAAAAGACAUUCCUCUUUAACCAGGCCUUUGGCUGAUUGACAUAUCGUAUUUUUCUGUGUAUAAGACGCCCCUGUGUAUAAGAUGCCCCCUAUUUUGGGGGACUCAGAAUUAAGAAAAUGGGGGGAGAUUGCCCCCAUGUAUAAGCCUCCCCCCCCCUUUUUAACAUUUUUUAGUAAAAAGAAACCUAGUCUUAUACAGUAGCACCUCAGCUUACGUUACCCUUGGGCAAUGUAAACGUCGGGUUGCGAAAGUGGCAAACCUGGAAGUGUUUUGCCACAUGCACAUGCGCAGAAGCGCUCUACUACGCCAUGUGCAGAAGCAGUCCCUCUGGUUGCGGAAACCUCGGGAUCCGACUGGAGCUCCGGAACGGAUCCCGUCUGCAACCAGAGGUACCACUCUACAUGGAAAAGUACGGUACCUUUUAAAUGUGUUGUGGAGGGGGGUGGGAAUUACUGGUUUGUUUUUGUUCUUAUUUUUAGUAUGUGUUCUGUGUUUUUUUAUAAUGUCGUUUUCUGUUGUGACGUGCCUUGAGAUGAUGGUGAUUAAUAAUAAGAGUAACAACAACAACAACGCUAUUAUUAUUACAAGCAAAAUUUUGGGUUCGUGCACCAUUCAUUGCAGACCUUCACGAUUUGAGGGCAGGCUGUGGGUGUGGGAAAUGAAAUGAUCCCAGUAUUGUUGCCUCUUCCCACAGGAGUGGUACGAAGAGCACUCCAGGAAAGAAGAAAGGCAGUUUCCCUGGCAGGAUGACCAGUCGCUCCAUCAGCCCUCGCCGUUUCCAGGCCUCCGCCAGCGCUCUCAGACCAUUAUCUAAGCCCAGCUAACUUAAGCUGCUGAUUUGUCUGCUGUGCAUUAACCACCCCGUUUACUUACUUUGCAAAGUACGUCUCAGAUUAAUGCAUAGCGUAGCCUGGCAGAAGAAGGUCUCCUGGCGCUCUUGUGUAAGAGAGGUUCGGCUCUCCUCUUUUGCAAAAGCUCAUCCCUGUACUAGGGCCAUUAAGGCAUAACCAGAGUACUGCAGGAUGGCUGGGCAUUAUGCAAGGGAUGGGGGCUGGUUAACAGGGUAGCCACAGUGAAUGCUUCUGGGAUUUGUCUAGUGUAAAGCAGCCAGGGGUUAAUUUGGCUAUCUUUCCCCAGUACAGCUGGAUAAAAUAGUCAGCUGAAGUUAUACAAUCGGGCUGCUUUCCCCCAGGCAUUCCAGCCUCCCAGAAGUGGGUGGCAGGCAUCAGCAGAAAAAACAAAACACCACCAUUUACUGCCACUGUUUGCCUGUCUCUAACUGUAACUAGGCUGCCCAGUUUUCAGCAGGACUGCCCUUUUGAGGUUCAGUUCUGUCCUCAUCAUCUCCAUCAUGGUUCAAUAAGCUGCUGUGGCUCUACAGCAUUUUCCCUUCUCCAACAAGGUUUGUUCCCUGUUGGGCACAAGUCCUCUACACACAAACUGGCUGAAACCUGGAAACUGGUGAAUGAAGGAAUCCUACCACUGCAACUAGCAGAGGGCUGCUUGUCGUGGUGGAAGCAGCUGAGCCUGUGGGCAUGUGUUAAAAGCAAUAACUUUGAAAGAAGGAAAACUGACCAAGGUGUAAUCCUGCAGUCACUGCACAGCAGGGUCCAGGUUGAUCCGCAUCACUUGCUGCAAUUUAUUUUUUAUUUUUUAAAAAUUACCAGCUCUUUAUUAGCCGUUGGCUCUGUCUGACAGCCCUCCACCACACAAGCUAGAGGCAAACAGAGAUGCAGCAGAGUUCGCCUUUGGUUUGCAAUAUGAACAUUUGACAACAUGUAAUGCUUGCCUCAAAAAUGACGGUACUGCAGGCUUCCCAAAUUCUUCUCCGGCUUAGAAUGUUACUCUGAGCUGGAGAAGAAUUCCAUGCCUCCCACUUACCUACCUAAACUCUGUUGCUUAUAAGCAGAGAGGAAAGGUCUUUCUCCCCGUGAACUGUUAAUAUUCCCAGCAGCACUGGGAAAUGGAGCCUUCCUUCUCCUCUUGACGGUAUGCCAUAGCAGCACAUAGUGAAGGCAAAGGGGAAGAGACAGAAUUUCCUGCUGCAAGAUAAACAAGCGUGACGGUGCUUUUAUUUGUCCAAUUUUAACUUUAGUAGGCUCAUAAUAAGCCAAGCUAUUUCCCAGGUGGUUUUUUUUGUUUUUGUUUUUUAAAGAAUAAGGGCUUAUUCUGAGCAAAUCUGUGUUACCACAAGUAAGACAGCAUAGCUUGUGUUUGCAGAAUCCCAGCUCACCUGAUCUGUCCCGAAGACAGACGAGGAGCUUUCCCUAUGGUGGUCAGGGAAGAUGUUCUCUUGAGACAGAUUCUGUCAGCAGAAGCAACCAUUGGUCUUGCAGCACCUGCCUCUAGACAGAUUCUAAAACCCCAGAUAGUGGCCUGCUCAGGGAAGCCAUGCCUGUUUAACUCAGUUCCAGCCUUCCUUAAGGAGAAGUGUGCAGCAGUACCAAGUGCUGCCUAAGAUGAGGGUGAGAGUUCUGUGGAAGUUUGGGGUUCACGCACUGCAGAAAACAUCAACCAGCAGUGAUUGCUGCCCCUACCCUUUUUUUGGGUGCAUAUAACUUAUUUGCUGAUGGAAGGCAAAUUCCGACCUUGUGAUGGUGAAAUGGAAGUUUUGUGCCCCUUCGUGUACCAGACCACUAACUAGCCCAAGGCUAGCCAGUGUGUCGGCCUCCAGAUGUUGGUGAGCUCCAUCAUCCCUGCAUGGCCAGAGAUGAUGGGAAAUGGAGCCCAUCCACAGAUGGAGGGCGCCGUGUUGGCUACCCCUUGAACUAGCCUAAGGAUCAAACCUGUGUGCAGUAUAUAUCUGGGCCAACAGCCGCCUCCACUGGUUAUAAACACUUGGGGCCGCUAUUCUUAAAAAGUGUUUUUCUCCUAAUAGCUGAGUACAGUUUCUGCUGCUCUACAAAGCUGGAGUCUGAGGCUUUUGAGGGAACACAAUUGCUCUCUGUAGAAUAUUGCUGUUGUGGUUUCAGAACCGAGACAUGCUUCCUGAGCUGUACUGCUAACUAACUGACCUGUCUCUCAACUUGCACUGUAUAUGCCCCCCUCCCCAACUCCUUACCAGAAUAAGCUAGUGAUAAUUCCAGAAACUGCUUCUUGCAGGAUGGAAGGAAAAACAAACCUCAGCGAGUCUACCUUCUAACUUGUCUUUUCUCCUUGGCUUCCUCCAACACUUAACUCCAAAGACAAUCACUUGCAGGAACGUAACACGAUGGGAGGUUUGUUCGCUGCGAGUUUGUAUGGCAACUGUAAUGAUGACGUCUGAAACAGUGUUAUAGAGAUAUUUACAGGCACAUUUAAUAAACCUUUUAAAGCGUUCCUUUC